Podarcis lilfordi (Lilford's wall lizard) is the source of this 46183-nucleotide messenger RNA. The record is from the annotation of a GenBank genome assembly. Lineage: Eukaryota; Metazoa; Chordata; Lepidosauria; Squamata; Lacertidae.
UAUUCCAGCGCCGUUUCCCGCUGCUUCCCGCUGCUAUCCCGUUGUUAGAUAUCCCGUAGACUGUCCCCGGGACAGGUGAGGCUGCUGAUCCCUUAUUUUCAAAUCUGAAAGUUGACAGCUAUGUGAUGAUCUGUGAGAUGCAUUGCAAUUUUUUUAAAAAGUAGUGAUUAUUUCCAAAUUCACAUCUAUACAUACAACUCAGCACAUGCAUAUUUUACGUCCUUUUAAAGUGCCUUAGUAGUCACCUAUAACAAAGUGGGGGGCGUACAACAGGCCUCAGUAGAGCGGGCCUGACCCUGGCACGACGGGCGGCAGCGCGCAUCUCCCCCCCCUCCACGGCCCCCUCGCCUCGCACUUCGCAGUCCUCGCCAGUAGGAUGCGCCACGAGCGCAGUAUCCUUUUCCCUCCAUUCAAGCUCGCCGAGGCUGCUGCGCCUCACCUUCCCGGGGCUCGGCGGCGGCGGCGGCGGCUCUGCCUCUUGCGCGCUCCCUUCUCCUUUGAUCCCUCCGGCGACCCACAUUGCCGGAGCUCCGCCGCAGCUCGCUCCAGGGAGGGAAGCUUCGCCAGCUUGCCUGGCGGCGCGAUGGGACUGUGAGAGAGCCUACGGCGAGGAGGUAAGCCAGCCAGCCAGCCAGCCAGCCAGGGGUGGGCAGGGCAGGGCAGGCUUUCCUAACCACAGCACCCCACCUCCGGUCCUCAGUGCAACUCUCUGCAAAAUCUAGAGCCUCGCCGCCAUCCCGCUUCCUCCCCCACUGCAACCCCUUGCAAAUUUUUUGCAUUGCUCCCAGUGCUGCAUAAAUACGCUUGCUUGCAUUUAUUUAUUUUUUUGCAUUGCUCCCAGUGCUGCAUAGAUACCCUUGCAUGCAUGCAUGCAUGCUUUGCCUGGGCGGCGCGAUUUGACCCCGCAUCCUUCGCUUUGGGGUUGGCGGGGGCAGCGGCUGCUGCUGCUGCUGCUCUUUGCAAAAGCCUCGAGUCGCCUAGCGACCAGCAAUCAAUUAAUCAUGGCGAGCGGCGCGAGCUCCCGGGGCGCCGCGCUCGCCCUGCACCCAAGUCCGCCAUCUGCACCAGCCGAGCCGAGCAGAUGGGCGGAGAGGAGGGAGCAGUUGGCGUGGCCGAGUCGCGGCUAUUGAUCGUGGCUUCUGGCAUCCAGGCUGGUGGUGGGGUCUGUUUUCAUUGAUGGUUCCUGGUUCAUUUGCCGGCGAGGCGCGCUGGGUGUUACUAUCUGGCAAGCUGCAAAAUACUCCUGGCGUUUCCUUUCAGUUGAGGCGGGGCAGGCGAAGAAGGUAAGCAUUAGUGGGGGGGGGGGGGAGAGGGGAGUUGCUUUCUUUGCAUGCUUUUAUUUUAUCAUUGGCCGGUUAACAGGGCAUUAAAGAGGGACAGUGCAAUGCCUUCUUUGCUGGGAGUGGAAUUAAAAAGCCCCUUUUGCCUUCUGAGUUGGCGCGUGGCAAGAGCGUGCCUUUGGUGUGGCUUAGAUUCACCCCUGUCCAUUCAUUCGGCCUCAGGCUGCAGUCCUAUGCAAGCUUACAUGCGAGUAAGCCCGCUUGAGAUCCAUGGGCCUUGUUUGGAUGUAGGGUUGUGUAGCAUCGCUCUGGGGGCCUUUGCCGCUUGGUUCCAGUGGGCCUCCAAGUGGCUUGCGGAACAAUUAACAGUAUGAUUUUAAAAAUCGCCUUAAAACCCGAAUGAAAUAAGGGGGGGGGGGAUGUAGGAGUUUUAACCUGCCUAUUUUUUAAAAAAACUGCAGAACACCAAAAAGCAAAAUAGCAAAGCAAUAAGGGAGGACAAUUUCAAGUGGUGCAGGAAUGGUGGUUGGUUUUAGCUUCAGCAGGGGAGACCCCCAAUAAUUCAUGGCUGGCUCCAGAGGAUUUAUGUUUUUCCCUCCCCCACCCCCACCCCGCUCCACUUUCCUGCUUAGCCCCCACCCACAGGUAUAGUCUCUGGAGCAAAAUCUAACUUGGGAAUGGUGUGUGCUCUCAGCUUAAAAGUGACUUCAGGAGAGGUCUCCUUGGAAGUAAGUGGUGGUGCAGCCCCCAAUCCCAUCCGCACACUUUCUUGGAAGUGAGUCCCGCUAUGUCCAGUGCAGCCUCCUCCUUCGUAAGGUUGCCUGAUAACUGCAGCCCAGUCCUGUGCAUGUCUACUCAGAAGCAAGUCCCCCUUUGCUCAUGUGACUUACUUCCCUGUAAGUGUGAGCAGGAUUGCAGCCUGGAUCUGAGUCCCAUCCACCCCAGAAGUUAAUGUGGCUUAAGUUGGUAUGGAAACCUGUAGUUUUACAAUGGUUCGUAGAUCACUCAGUGAUUCCUUUGGUUGCGUGGUCAGGGAUGUCUUUGACUCAGGACCACAGAGAUGCUAUAGCAUCCUUGCUCCCAAGGCAGUAAUUGAACAAUAAGGUAAAUAAAGCCCACCACAUUUGCUCAGCAAAGGGUUGAAAAACAAAAAGCAGGAUCUGGGCUGGUAUCCCAGGUGCCUUGCUCUGCAGUGUGUGUUUGUAUGUCGUCCUGAUGGCUUGACAAGCUCUCAGCACAAGUGGAGCAGCCAAUAUGGUGGGAAGCAGGUAACAAAAGCUGCUGUAAGGAGGAAGCAACACCUGAUUGCUUCUCAUUUGGAUUAGAGCAACAUACAAUAUGAGGUGAUCUAGGAAGAGGUUUUGGUCCUGAGAGGGAGAAGGGGACCUGUAUGAGCAGGAUACAGAAAUUUCUGUUUUCACAGGCAGCGCCUCCAACCUGUUAGGAAUUAGGUUUUGCAGUGGGGAAUCAUUAGGGUGGCUAAGCUUGUUGCAGCUCUAGAUAACACAGUCUUGCCAGCCUGUAUCGUCCCUUUAAAAUAGGUUAGUGAAGGUGGGGGAACCUAUAAAGACUGACACCAUGAUAGUUGCUGGAUCCUUUUUUAUUGUUGGUCACCCAUCUCCAUUUCUCACAACAAAGGGAGACUUUCUUUUAUAAAAGGUGGUUGAAAAAAUUCACCUGCACGCUUAAAUAUAUCCUUGUUUGCUGCUUGUUUUUGUAAUUGGUAUUUGCAAAAUUAUUGAAUCAUAUAAGUUUAUGGCCUCAAAGACUUUGCUUUGCUUGUUUUGUGUGUGUGUGUGUGUGCACAGGUCCAUCCUCCCCUCCCCCAAAUAGAUUUGCAUGCACAGGACAUUUCACUUGUCUUUUGUUAGUUUAUGAUACAGCUAAAUGGAAUAUAUAUUCAGAGUGGCUGCAGUGUCACUUAGCUAUGGCCUGAUUCCAUCAGAAGCAAAAAUCUGCUGCUUGCAAUAAAUAUAUGAGCAGUGUCUCCUGCCUCCUUCUCAUUCUAUUACGCAGUGAUAAAUAACUCCUGUCGUGUAAGCAACACUACAGGAAGAUGAAAUCUCCUAGCCUGAUAACCUUUUAAUGUUUCAAGAGUAAAUUUCUGAAGCUGUGAUCAGCUUAAAUCUCCAAACUAUGUGGUGUUUUCCCCCUCAUGUUAUAGCUUUGUAUACUUACAUGGUGCUGAAAAUACAACUUUGCACGUUUUUAAAUCGAAACACAUUCUGCAACUUCUUUGACCUGUGGUUUCCUAUUUUACUUCGUUUCUAUAAAACUCUGCAUCCAGAUUGGUUGUAAACCUUUUGCGUUUGUUUGUAAUCGUAUUUCAGAAACCUGCAUUUGUUUGUUGCCCACUUGAUGGUAAUAACUGCAAACAUACCCUUUUGCAGAAAAUAUUCUGGAAGCAUGCUGUGAGGGUUGCGUUGAUGGGGGCUAGAUUGCUAGCCACACAGUCUAGAAUGUCAUCAAAGGAUUUUGACAUUUUAAUGUGUGUUUAAUUUAGCUUAGGCAGUCAUCAGGCUCUAUAGGAUAAAAGCUGCAUUAAAUAAUGAUGCACCCAACUAAAGUAUUCCUCUGAGCUGUAAUGUCUGUUGAAUGACAAAAUAUAUUUUCUAUGUUGCCUUUGCCUGGGGAUCCUAACCUAUUGGUGCUGGCAGAUCUAAUAGAACUAGGCAGCUAAGCCACAUUCCUGUUACAAAACGCCAAGGUGGUGCUACAUAGGCUGAUUAUACUUUCCUUUUCAUUUACACACACACACACACACAUUGCUGGUGAUAGUCCCAGCAGUGGGAGUGUGAAUAUACACAUAACUCCAGAUGGUAGCUGAUGUCUUAAAACAGGUAAUCUCAAAUCUGCUUCUUGGCGUCGUUCCUGCUUUUUGCAGAGCCAUGAGUUGUUAGUGAGCAUAGCAAGUAGCUUUGCUUGCUGUGUAUAUAAUAUAUAGACCCUGCAGCACACUUAGCUUGCCAAGUGCUCGAGUAAGCCUGUAGAUUAGAGGCCGGAACUGCAUAUUUGGUGGUGGAAUCUGGGUCUCUUGUCAACAGGUUGGUGAUGGAUUGGCGAUGGGGAAUGAUUUUCCGGAGGGAAGCAGUGGGAGGGAAGCUCAGCACCGAACUGGAGUUCCAGAGAUUUGUUUUGCCAGAACAGGGUCCACUUCCCUCAGGUGAUAUAAAGGGGAUAUCGGAAGUGAUUUAAGAGCAGGUGUGGCAUAGUGGCAAAAUCCAGGUUUAAACCCCCACUCGACCAUCAAGAUCACUAGCUGACCCUGGAUUAAGCUGCGGUUGUUCCUCUGGUGGUGGGUUUAGAUCGGGCAAAGAGAUAUCCCUCUGCCCAGCCCUGCUAGGCCUCCACUGGCAGAGCUCGUCAUUCCACCUGCCAAAGGUGCAGGUGAGUGCAGUUGCUGCUUGCAGCAUUCCUGUCAGCAGUAGCUUGCAGCAAGGCCUGGGAGGAGAAGGCAUUCUUGGGAGGGAUUGAGUCAAGUUGGGGGCGCUGGCCCUGCUGCCAUCAUGUCACAGCAUUGGGCCCUAUCACUGUGCCAGGCUGGCACAGCGGUUUGCCUACUCCCACUCUUGCGCUGUGGUUGGAUGCGGGUGGCGCUGUGGUCUAAACCACUGAGCCUCUUGAGCUUGCUGAUCAGAAGGCUGGCGGUUCGAAUCCCCACGACGGGGUGAGCUCCCGUUGCUCUGUCCCAGCUCCUGCCAACCUAGCAGUUCGCAAGCAUACCAGAGCAAGCAGAUAAAUAGGUACCACUGCGGCAGGAACGUAAACAGAGUUUCCGUGCCCUUUGGUUUCCGUCACAGUGUUCCGUUGUCCCAGAAGCAGGUUAGUCAUGUUGGCCACAUGACCCAGAAAGCUGUCUGUGGACAAAUGCUGGCUCCCUUGGCCUGAAAGUGAGAUGAGGCACCACAACCCCAAAGUCACCUUUGACUGGACUUAACCGUCCAGGGGUCCUUUACCUUUACCUUUUACCUGCCAUGUGUGGCUGCACUGUGGAGGAAGCAGUGGCUCUGCCACUCCCUUAAGAUGCGUCGCUACCCAGCCAGGGUUUGGGUUGCAGUGCCAGUUGCUAUCUCUCAGCCUAACUUACAUCGCAGUGUUGUUGUGAAAAUAAAAUGGGGCAAACCAUAUGUGUCAGGAGCGGGUGUAUUGUUUUGGUGAAGGGCCACAUUCCAUCAGGCAGAAUCUGCCCAGGACCAAAUAACUGAUGGAGCCCAGAGAGAGUGGAGCCUGUCCUCCUUUUUCUGUCUUGUUGCCACCUCCUUUUCCCUCUCCAUCUCUUUUUUUACACACCCGGCAUCAUAGAAUCAUAGAAUCAUAGAGUUGGAAGAGACCACAAGGGCCAUCGAGUCCAACCCCCUGCCAAGCAGGAAACACCAUCAGAGCACUCCUGACAUAUGGUUGUCAAGCCUCUGCUUAAAGACCUCCAAAGAAGGAGACUCCACCACACUCCUUGGCAGCAAAUUCCACUGUCGAACAGCUCUUACUGUCAGGAAGUUCUUCCUAAUGUUUAGGUGGAAUCUUCUUUCUUGUAGUUUGGAUCCAUUGCUCCGUGUCCGCUUCUCUGGAGCAGCAGAAAACAACCUUUCUCCCUCCUCUAUGUGACAUCCUUUUAUAUAUUUGAACAUGGCUAUCAUAUCACCCCUUAACCUCCUCUUCUCCAGGCUAAACAUGCCCAGCUCCUUAGCCGUUCCUCAUAAGGCAUCAUUUCCAGGCCUUUGACCAUUUUGGUUGCCCUCCUCUGGACACGUUCCAGUUUGUCAAUGUCCUUCUUGAACUGUGGUGCCCAGAACUGGACACAGUACUCCAGGUGAGGUCUGACCAGAGCAGAAUACAGUGGCACUAUUACUUCCCUUGAUCUAGAUGCUAUACUCCUAUUGAUGCAGCCCAGAAUUGCAUUGGCUUUUUUAGCUGCCGCGUCAUCUCCCCACCCCCCUUUCACAAAAUGAAAUAGAGGGCCACCUGCGGCCCACUCUGUACAUACUGUCUAGAACUCCCUGGAGGGAAAGGUGGGCUUGUAACAUAGAUACAAAUAAAUUGUGUGUCUUUGUUAGAGGAAUCCCCAAAUGUCAAGGGUAAUAUUUAUUUCAUUCUGGAAAGCACCUGCCCCAGAUUGAAGUGAGAAAUGUGCAGUGUGAGUCUUUGUAGGCUGGCUGGUUCUGAUUGCCUCUGAAAUUCAGGCCAACGUCAGAGGCAAGCCCCAGCACCUUCUCUGAGGCGGCGUUAGUGGUGGUUGCAAAUUUUGGCCAGAUACAAAGACCAGCCAAAAGCUGUGCAUCCCUGUUCCUGUAUUCCCAGUGAUUUGUGGUGCUACCUGUUCCGUAUCCCAGUGCUAGCUCCUUAUCUGCAAAGCCCACAGCACUCACUCUGGUUUCUUAAAAAUUAGCUGUCGUAACAGAAGAGUCAUUGUAAGGGUAGAGGGCUGGACCAGGAUGUGGGAGACCAGGGUUCAAAUUCCACCCUCAAGCUGCGUGCUCUCUCUCAGCUCUGCCUCACCUACCUCUCAGGGUCAUUGUGGGAAGGGAAAAACAUGUAUGCCUCCUUGAGCAUCUUGGAGGAAAGGUGUGGUAUAAACACCAUGACAAAAUAAAAGCUUUGUAAGUUUUCCACUGGCUGUCUUUCAGACGCCAGCAGUCUGUAGUGAAACAGACGCUGCUAAAUAAUUAAUGCUUUCUACCGAAGGAGCUCAGCAAUGAACGAGAGCCGUCACCCCUUGAGUUGAGAUACCAUCAUUGUGGCUCACUUUACCAACUUACUGUAGCCUGAGUUUUGCGGUCCUGGACACCGCGCGCCAGAUUUCGCAGAACAUCAACACAAGCCCUGAAGGAGGAUUUUCUUGGACUCUGCUGCUUCUGCCAUUUCCUCUUCUUUUUGGAGUAUGUGUUGAGGAGCGUUGCCAUUUAACAGCUGUAUAGGAAGAACUUCCAUGAGAAGUUCACAGGUUUUGGGUAGCCACUAUUUGUUGUCGUUAUAAUAAUAAUAAUAACCAUUUAUUAUUUAUACCCCGCCUAUCUGGCUGGGUUUCCCCAGCCACUCUGGGCGGCUUCCAGCAGAAUAUUAAAAUACAAUAAUCUAUUAACCAUUAAAAGUUUCCCUCAUUAGCCUUGUUCCUUCCCUGAGUGCUGACGGAGAACUUGGGGAAGGGUCUCAUCUCUGGCUUGGUGCUGUGCUUUGGGGGCCCUUGGAAUGCUCUUUAAUACACAGCAUGAUACAUACACAGCGGGUGGUGAUGUGGGUUAAACCACAGAGCCUAGGGCUUGCCGAUCAGAAGGUCGGUGGUUCGAAUCCCCGCGACGGGGUGAGCUCCUGUUGCUUGGUCCCAGCUCCUGCCAACCUAGCAGUUCGAAAGCAUGUCAAAGUGCAAGUAGAUAAAUAGGUGCCACUCUGGCGGGAAGGUAAACGGCGUUUCCGUGCGCUGCUCUGGUUCGCCAGAAGCGGCUUAGUCAUGCUGGCCACAUGACCCGGAAGCUGUACGCCGGCUCCAUCGGCCAAUAAAGUGAGAUGAGCGCCACAGACCUAGAGUCAUCUGCGAAUGGACCUAAUGGUCGGGGGUCCAUUUACCUUUACCUUAUGAAGUCUGGAUCUACAUUAAAAGUAGCAUCAUGUCUCUUUAAAAAACCAUGGUGAAAGGGUCCUGGGAACUACAGUUCGUUGAGAGUGCUGACAGAUGUUGGGAAACUCGUAUUCCCCUCAGAGAGCUAUGGUUUGCAGAGGGUGCUAACAGCCAAUCCCUUUCAUGAAAUUGUGUGAAUUAUGGCUCUGUGAGGGGAAUAGGUAGUACGGGUGCCAAACUCGAAUCAACUGGGAUGGCCAAAUUUCUCGCCCACAAGUUGUCCACGAGUUUUAAAGGGCGCGGGGGGGGGGGGGCUUAUUUAUCUAUUUUUUUCACUUGCACAGCAAUUCAUUCUGCUUUGUAUUGUUUCUGGUUAUCAAGUAAUUGGAAGGAUAUUGACACUGAGAAAAUAAUUACAGCUAGCCCUGAAGAUAGUUCAGUCAUUCGUGUGGAAGAAGUGCUGUGAGCUGCACUGGAAUCUAGGAAAGAGUUUGAUAAGGCCCUUGAGCUUAAUCUUUCAUGCCCCUCUGCUCUGUAACAAACUAGAUACUGUAAUGGCAGUCAUUGGAUGAAUAGGUCUCUCUGUCAUGUGUGUUCACUUCAUAUUGUUUUUAAAUUCAGCUGACAUUUUUUUUGGUAUUGGUUUAAACCGUGUUUUAGCUGUUUUGCUUGAUUUUGUACCUUGAGACAUGUGUGGAAGGCAGUUAAUAAAUAAUAUUGAGGUCGGGGAGAACUGUGGCUCAGUGAUAGAGCUGGAAGUCUUGAGUUCGAGUCCUGGCCACUCCAAGUUGGGCUGGGAAAAUAUUGUGUCUGAAAACUCAGAAAAUAAAUACAAAGGGGUGGGAGAGCAGGAAAAAACAAACCCCGGAAGGGCCAUCUGACAUCUCUCAUUGGGGGGGGGGCUUAAAAAGACCACCUCCUUGUGUGGCGGGGGCAGGGACCACUCUGCACCAGCUUCGGACAGGUGGAGAUGGUUGUGUGUGGCCGUUCUGGCCUUGUAUGAUCUUGCUUCUACAUGCGAUAGCCGGGAACGCAACCCCUGUGUCUGAGGAGAUCUACCUGUAUAUGUGUAAAGGCAUCACGGUACAAACAUUUGUAUACAUGGACUUUAUGAGGAAGAGGGUUGGUGACUCCUUGCCACAGUUCAUCACUUGGUCCUGUUUUGUUCAACCCAGGAGGCCCAAGCAGGGCUUUUCUUGUCUCUUAGGAACGGGCAGAAUAAAAUGUGAUCAGGUCAAUAAUGCCUACAACUCAUUCCAGGAGCUGCUAUUAAUUUCCUUCUGACAUCUCUUUGAUCAGAAAACAGGAAGACAGAUGUCUCUGUUUGUUGGCUCUGAAUUCUGUUGAUUUAAUUGCAAACAAAGCCAAGGAAUUCAGCUGCAAAUUAUUUUUUUUAAAUAAGCAGCAAUAAAAUAAAAUCCCACAUUACUUCUGUUGACAAACACUCUUGAAAAUGCACAUCAGGAAGCAGAAUGACUCAAUUUACACCUUACCUUUCCUUGCUGUUUUUUUUUUCUGUUUUCAUCUUUUAUCUUCCUCUAGAUCUCCCCCUCUUUAGCAUAUUUUUUAACCUUGCAUUUUUUAAAAAACACGCCCCCUCCUAGUUAAGCAUCUUGCCAGGAUGAAGGAUCUGCUCUUUUCUUGAUUGCGCCAAAAGGACCUCUUUUAGCUUCCUCCUUGUGCUUUGGCAGAGGUUGAAUUGUCCUACCAUGAUGCAACAGAGGCAGGAUUCAUCUCUGAAGCAGUUGUGUGAGUGUACAUUGGAGGCACAUUUUGUAUUUUAAAAAUACAUCUGGACCUACGGUGUGCUGCCAGUGAAUGGUGCCUUAACCCACUGCCUGCCACAUCCAUCUUCAUUCUGAUUUCUGCCAGAGUCACCUCCUCGGCUUCCAGCCACACAGUAAACCCAAUGCUUUCAUCUCUCCUUCUCUGGCAUCAGGUGCCAUUUUGAAACUAUUUUGGGUGGGGGGAGGCACUUAAGGAGCUUCGAGGGGCAUCACUGGAAAAGUGAUGUUUGGAAUCCUAAGUUGCUGGAAACCACAGGAGGGGGAGAGUGCUCUUGCGUUCGAAUCCUGCUUGCUGGUUUCUCACAGGCAACUGGUCAGCCACUGUGAGAACAGAAUGCCGGACUAGAUGGGUCAUUGGCCUGAUCCAGCAGGCUCCUCUUACGUUUUUAUGCUGAGGUAAAAGAAAGUGUCAGGACACCUUUGGUCCCCCAGGUGUUUCUGAACUGCAACUCCCAUCGGCCUUAACAAACAUGGCCGAUGAUCCAGGAUGAUGGGAGUUUUAGGUUAGCAGCACCUGGAGGUUUCGAACACAUGUGGUAAAGUACUUAAACAUACCUUCCACUGCCACUUUUAAUUCUCACCUUCCAGAGCUGCUUUUCCUUGUCUUAAACAUAAUCUAGAAGUGUCAGAAUCAGGGGUUAACAAACUUUUUCAGCAGGGGGCCGGUCCACUGUCCCUCAGACCUUGUGGGGGGCUGGACUGUAUUUUUUUGGGGGGGGAAUGAAUGAAUUCCUAUGUCCCACAAAUAACCCAGAUAUGCAUUUUAAAUAAAAAACACACAUUCUACUCAUGUAAAAACACGCUGAUUCCUGGACUGUCCGCAGGCCAGAUUGGGAAGGUGAUUGGGGCGGAUACCGCCCCUUGGCCUUAGUUUUCCUACCCAUGGUCAGGAUGGUAAUGCUAGACUAGGCCACAGGUGAAACCACCAGUCCAUGCCACAUAACAAGCUUUUGAAACAGCUUCUGUGUGGCUCCUGGUCAUGUAUGUUCAUCCGAAGAGUUGGUCCUGAUGAAUGUGCCUUUGCUGGUGGUGCCUGCAAAGCCCCUUUCAUCCACACCCCCAGCUUUACCUGCCCCUCACCUGACGUCAUAUAUGAUGCUGGGAUCUGGGGCAGGUGGGCGUGGCUGGACUGGAACAGUCUUGCAGGCCAAAUGGGGAGGCUGGUGGACCAAAUUCGGGCCAGGCAUUCCCCACCCCAAUUUAAGGAUUUAAAGGUAAAGACAUUAGUACUAUAAAUUGGGCCCCUGAAAAUGCACCAGCAACCAGGGCAAGUGGUUUGAUAUUAGGGUAAGCUGUUCCUACUGCCUCACCCCUACAAGCGUCAAGGUGAUGGCAUUUUGCACCUUUUCAGUUCUUUAGUUGGAGAAACGCACAGCAAGUUUCGAAUGGCUGUGAAUUUCGGAGGAUUGCCUUGUUUUGGUUCUCGUACCGUUCCAGAAACUGCGAAUUUGAUCCAUUUGGCAAACUAAAUUGAAUCGCACCCCCAGACUCUAACUAUUGGCCAUGCAGGAUGAGGUAAACACAGCAGCUUCUGGAGGGCAUCAAGUUGGGGAAGGCUGCUUCAGACCAAAGGCCAAACCUAUUUAACCUUUCACCCUGCCAAGUAAUUGCAAAUCACAUUCCGGGCACUUAAAGAAUUGGAUGGCUGGCUCAAUCAGGGAUGUCUGCAGAUGCUGAGUAAAUCUAUGGAACCAGCUGUUAAUUAGACUGCGUGUCUGAAGAGAGCAAAAGUGAGCACUGAUGUACAUGGUUGUUCUCAACUUAAGGUCGCUGUCAAAUUAGGGAAUAGGGGAAGGCAGCUUUCCCUCUUGUUUUUGCCUUUCCUUUUUUGCUUUUCUACCCCUCUCCCCACCUCCUGUCUUGGUACAACAUAAGGAACAUCAAAGGCGUCUUCGGGGAGUGUUAGAAGCCAAGCUUGCCUGCCAAGGCAUUAAUGAAAUCAGUUUGCUGUUAGCCAUUCUUUCUCUUCUCCUCCUCGUUGUCCUCAAGCAGGUGCCACUGCUGUCAGUAGUAAUUGCAGCUAAAUUCAGGGACAGCAGCAGGAACCAGGCAGUCAAAAGCAAUCUUGAUGAAAGAGGCUUUCGCCGGCUGGGGCUCGCGUAGUUUUGCAGCGAGCACUCAUGAUAUCCAACAGGAAAGUUGCUUUUGAGUGCUUUCCCUUUUAGCAGGUGACAUUAUAAUUUAUUCACAGAUCUUUCUGAAAGAAGAAGAAAGGGGAGAGAUCAGUAGGCAGGAUAAAAGGAUUGCAUUCAAACGAAAACAAAAACCUCACUGCCUCUCUGGGUUGUAUGGUACAAUUGGCCAUGUUUUUAUCCCAAGCGUGCUCAAAAUGUUGGGAAGGAAGGUCAGUAGACAUGGGUGCAUGUCUGCCCUUUUACAGUCUUUUCAAGUGCAGAAUCCUUAGUGACUGAGUGUCAUACCAUGAUGUGGUCGCAUAACAGUGGACCUAAGCAUCCCUCCCCAACAGGUGAACUGAAAUUUUAAUACUUUCCUGAUAGCUCCAAAACGCCUUUGCAUGAUGAAAUGUCCCCCUGUGCUAAAAAUACUGGAUUUGGUUGGAACCACAUUCAUGCUAUUCCCAGCUGCUUCACAGUUAGGGAGAGGCAGAACUUCUUGAUUCUGCUGCAUAAAGUUUUGGAAGAGCCCCAAACUAAUCCAUCACAAGUGCUUUUGGAGUUAGGCCAGGAAAUGGAGCCCCAUUGGAUCUGGGGGUUUAGCCCAGCAGAAAAACUUUCUGUUCCCCUAAAUGCAAACUGUGUCUGGGAGGAAAGUCUACCUGCUUCUUUUUUCUAACAAAGAUUUGCAGUUCAUCAAUUUGAAGUUCUGUUUGGAUUUCCAGUUACUUUUGUGCCUACGCCACUGUAACAUAUGUACACGCCCUCUCUGAAAGCAGUCGUGAAUAAAAACUUUUACUAGCAUCUUCCAAAUAGCAGCAGGGAGUUCCACAAUUGUGGGGUGCAACAAAGAAGGCAAAACCCCUAUUGCUCUUAAGUCACUGACAAUGUUCACCUGGAUGUUACUCAGAUAGUCUUUGCAUGUAAGUCGCACACAUUGAGUUACAUCCAAAGUAGUGCUAAGUCGCAAGUCACUUAAUGGUAUACUUUGUUCUGUUGUGAUGAAAUGUUUUGCACCAGCAGCACAUCAUGUGGCAGAAUGGAUAAACCGGUUGCUGGCAAUUCCGUUGCACGACAGAUUGGACAAUCUCUUGUGCAACGGUUUUCUGCUAGCACAGCCAUUGCCUCGGAUCCCUGUUUUGCACAUCGUUAAAAUUCACCCGCCCUCCCGCUAGCGCAGAAGUCCUUGUGCCAGUGUACAGAGAGCAUAGGAUGCAGCUCACAGAUCUCCCUUUUGAUAUUUCCUACUUUGACAUUCUGUUAGAAUGAGACUAAAAAAAGGAAUGCAUAGCAACAUAAAUUAUAACAUCAAGAAAGCCCGAAGGAAACUCUUGCUCCAAUACGGAGAGGAAAUGGUGAAGCUGUUCAGUGUCAUUUAUUUCACGACACGAACAGAUUCACCUUUCCCUCAUUGGCAGGCUUCCUUAUAAGAGAAGUUCUCUGACUUACAAGAUGUGCACUACAAGUCCUGCCCUCAGAAACUCCAUAGUAGGGACCCAGAUAAUCUCAAAUCAGAACCUCAUAAUGAUGAUACAGUUUGGGAUAAAAGUUGCACCUUUUCCCCAAGUACCUCUGAAUUAUUUACAGACGUUAGUUACAUGCACACUAUCAAAGAUAGUCCCCUCACAAAGCUACAAUUCCCAGGCUGGUUUAGCAGUCAGCCUGCUUCCCUGAGAACUCUGGGAAUUUUAGCUCUGUGAGGGGACUAGGCAUCUCCUAAUAUUAGUGCCCUUAACAAGCUAUAGUUCCCAGGAUUCUUUGAGGGAAGCCAUGACUGUUUAGUAAAAUACCGCUUUAAAUUUAGGGUACGGGUUGGGCCAUUGUCUAACCUCCUUAUGAACAGAUCAGGUUGAAUGCUCAAUAAACGAGUUUGUCUGAAGCACCCACAAUAAACUUUAAAUAGAUAAAACAAACAACAGGUUAAUUCAGUGGCGGCAGCAAGCAAACAUUUUGUCACCUUUCACCUGGCUGCCUACUUACUUUAUUUUAUUUUAUUUUAUUUUAUUUGAAGCAAUAUGUAAUUCAAUGCUUGGUUGACCCAUUGUCAUUUUUUUUAAAAAAAAAGUAUAUAUUUGCUUGCUUGGAUCGGAUCUGUGUAGCAGUGUCACAAGAACUAGCCAACUUUUUCUCAUUUAAACUGUAACACUCAGGAAAACAAAGCCAUUUUACAGUUUGUUUUUACCUUCUCCUGAACGAGAAAGGGAUUCAUUUAACAUGGAUGUGUUGAGGGUCACCCAUUCUACUCUGCAAAUGCUGAAUCUGACCUCGAGGGCUUAGAUGUAUCAUUUGAAAAGACCACCCAACUAGACUUGGGCCCUGUUUACUUCUCUUACCAAACGUGUUCAACUUGCUUUCACAGCAUAUUUAACUUCUGGAGAAAACAUUGCUUGUGAUCAGCUGAGGACAGUUCCCGAAAGUGAAAGAACUGAAGAACAAAAACACCAAAAUGAAGCACUUCCUGAGGUAACACUCCCAUAUUUUUGCUUGCAUAGUAAUUAUCUUACUCUGUCUAUUAUAGAGCCAAGGUAAUAUUUCUGCAUCGAGAAUAGCUCCCAUCUUGUGAUCGGUUGAAAGUAUAAAUGGUCUCAUUGUCUGUGCACGGUACUGACAGACCAAUUUCACCGGCUGUCCUGCCUAGCACUUCCUUAACUGCCCUCAGUAGGCAUUGGUUGUUCAGCCUUUCAAAGCUGAUUGGCAGCCUUAAGGACUGGGAGCAUGAAAACUCAGAACAGAAGUCUCUAGAGUCAAAUGGAAAAUGUGCCAUUUUGUGUGUGUGUGUGUUUUAGGGACUGUUGCUAAUUAGGAUGAAAAUGUGCAGCCGUUGAAAAAACAUUGCCCUGGAUAGUUUUUUGUUUGACCUUGGAGACAUCAUCUCAUGCACUUUGUGAUUCAUGAUAGACAGGAUGGAUGUGAACAGCCUGGGAAGAAUUGCUCUCAUUCUAAACUAGUUUUGUUUUCCAUUGGUGAUACCAUCAUGUAGCCAAAUUCAAUUGGCUAUACAACAUUAUGACAUCAUAAUGACCACAUCCCCCAUUACAGAGCAAGGUGGUCUUUAAGAGCUUCUGAGGGAUGGGUGUCUACUGGUUAUUCCAUGGCCAGCAGAUUGUCACUUGCUGACAAUGCAAAAACAGGCCUUCUUGGUGAUAGCACCCACCAUCUGAAAUGCCCUCCAUUGGGUAAUUUGUGAGUUGAAGAGAAUAAUGACCUCUAUAUGCCUCCUAAAAAUUUAUGUGCUUAUCCAAGCUUCUCUUGACUCUUAAUUUUUAAUUUUUGUUUUGUUUCGUACCGCUCUGAGGUGGGUUGUGGGUUUUUUUUGCACUUGUGUUUUGUUUCUAUUUUUUUGGAAACUUUCUUGAAUGCUGUUGCAUUGUUGUUUUCGUAUAAACCUCUUCGAGAUUUUUCAUUAAAUUAAGAUGUAUGAAGGGCUGUAUCAUUUGAAAACAGACAUGCUGAAAGUACUUUUAUUACUCAUGAAAAAUCUUUAAAUAAAAACAUAAAAAGAUGUAUGAGCCAUUUAAUAAAUAAAUUAAUAAAUUAGAUUAUCACUGAUUGCUUGUGGCUAGCUCUAGAAGGAAGCCCCAACCAGGUUUUGAAAAUGAUGUUGAUGCAGCAGCUGGGAAAAUAACGGCACUGAACUUUCACACAUUUAAAAGGCGAUUGGGGACAUAUUUUUGCCCAUUCCUUUAAAAGCACUACAGAAAACAGAAAAACCCUGAAAGGAAGGUUUCUCUGGAUGUUUGAUGGAAACAUGUUGACAGGUGUCCAUUCACCCAGCUGUCCGGAAGCAGGUCUUCCCUGGCCGCCUUGCAAGCAAGGCACUGAGAAGUACAGUGGUGCCUCACAAGACGAAAAGAAUCCGUUCUGUGAGUCUCUUCGUCUAGCGGUUUUUUCGUCUUGCGAAGCAAGCCCAUUGACGGGUUAGUGGAUUAGCGCUUUUAGCGGCUUAGCGGAUAAGCAGCUUAGCGGCUUAGAAAAAGGGGGGGGGAGGAAAAAAAACCCGCAGGAACUCGCAAGACAUUUUCGUCUUGCGAAGCAAGCCCAUAGGAGAUUCGUUUUGCGAAGCACCUCCAAAACGGAAAACUCUUUCGUCUAGCGAGUUUUCCGUCUUGCGAGGCAUUCGUCUUGCGGGGCACCACUGUACACAGGGUAAGGUCUGCUUUGCACCACUCCUUGAAGAAAAGAAAUAGCAGGAGACGCUAGUCAUUGCUUAUCUUCUCCAAGCUGCAAUAGGGAUGAGAGCAGAUCUUCCGCUCUCCCAGUCCCAAGUCUCUUGGCACUUGCAGUUGGCGGUGGCAACCACAGAUAAUGGCUGGCGGGUAAGCCAAGUCAUCAUUUGUGGACCUCCUCCAGAUGGUACCCUUCAUAAGCUUUGUUCUGCAAGAAUUAAGCGCCUACGUUAAUAGCAGACUGAGAGAGUUGCCCACUUUGCUGGUGUAAAUAAUCCUGAUGUACAUGGAUCAGUGGUCUGAUUCUGCAUGAGACAGCUUCCUUUGUUCUUCCUAAGCAGGCGUGGGAUCACGCUCUGGCAGUUCUUCUAUAAUUUUUGAAUGUAUGUUUGAUAACACCUUGUGCGCGGUUUUUGUCUUUGACUAGGGUAAUGGCGGGGUUUUUUAGUUAUCAGUAUUUUUAGGAGCUAAUUUGAAACAGUAAGCAGUUGAUUUUGAGCCAUAUAGAAAGAUCUGAGGAGUUCCUAAGCUAAAUCUCAGUAAGGCAUGUAGCAGCUUGUAGAUCUCUAUGGACCAGUCUCCCAGGCGCUCUCCAUGGUGCUGCUUGGCUGUUCAUCUGCCUGAGUUAUAAACUGUUAUGCAGACAUACAUAGGAGAUAUUGCUGGUUCGGCACCAGACCAUCUCAAUCAAACGAAUAUCACAAUACAGCAAGUCCCACUUCUUGUUUGUUUGUUUCCUAGCGCGUAUAAAAGUUUUGUUUACACUAUACCGUAGUCUUAUUGCCUGAAGGAGCGUCUCCACCCCCAUCGUUCUAACCGGAUGCUGAAGUCCAGGUCCAAGGGCCUUCUGGUGGUUCCCUCACAGCGAGAAGUAAGGUUACAGGGAAUCAGGCUGAGGGCCUUCUCGGUAGUGGUGCCCACCCUGUGGAACGCCCUCCCAUUAGUUGUCAAGGAAGAAACAACUAUCUGACUUUUAGAAGAUAAUCUGAAGGCAGCCCUGUUUAGGAAAGUUUUUAAUGUUUGAUGUUUUAUCAUGCUUUUAAUAUUCUGUUGGGAGCCACCCAGAGUGGCUGGGGAGGCCUGGCCAGAUGGGUGGGGUAUAAGUAAUAAAUUAUUAUUAUUAACAUUAUUAUUAUUAUUAUUAUUAUUAUUAUUAGGCCAGGCCUCGCUGGCUGCAGGAACUGGAGGGGAGAAGCCCAGCUCCAGGCCUAGCCAGCUCCAUUUGCAUGAUGAGAAGAGGGUAUGACUGCACAUGUUCUUGAUUAUGGUCUCAUCCACACCAUAUAUUUAAAGUACAUCGUUUCCCCCAAAGAAUCCUAGGAACCGUAGUUUGUUAAGGAUGCUGGAGGUUGUAGCUCUGUGAGGAAUAAACUACAGUUUCCAAGUGUGGAUAUGACCUCUUUACUUGGGUAGACCAAAGUAAAGAGAAUUUGGGGGUGGCGGCUGAGUAUAAAAACAUCAAAGGGUCCUUUGGCACCUUAAAGACACACAAAUUGAUUUUGUACAAGCUUCCAUGGAUUACAGUCCACUUCAGCAGAUGCAUGAGGUGUUAUCCUGAGUUGCAGUUUCUUGGUUCUGAGAGGCAGGGAGAUGACAUUGUAAACUGUGAGGUUAGUAGGAAAAGGGAUGCAGAAAAGCAAAGGUGAUGGUGGUUAUGACUUGAAAAGUCGUUGAUAAAAUGUUGAUAACACAGACACCCCAGUAAUUGGUAAGCCAAUUAGCACAUGUUGUGUGGUUAAUGAGUGAUAAUACAUAAACAAGCAGAUUGCAUUUAAAUGGGGUUAAAUCCUUCACACAGGUAAUGGAAAAGGUGAGUUUCACUGACUUCAGUCAAAAUUGUGUGUGGUUGUUGCCUGACUGUGUGUGUGUAUGCAAAAAGUAUAUUUGCCCUUCUUUUUGGUCCAGAGACAUUCAGAGAGGAUUACAACUAAAAGCCAUAAAUAAAAGCCAUAAUUGGUAACUUUUUUUAAAGCAACAUAAAAUAUUAUGUGUAACAGCAUUUGUGCUAUGGGGGCAACUCCUGGAAACAUUGUGCGCUGCAGUGGGAUGUUUGGAGCCUGCAAGUAUGACAGAACAGGAUUUUAUCAGCAACGUUUUCUAAAAGAGAACAGACUGAGGUAAUUUGUAGUUCUCACUCUGUGUAUGUAACUGUGCCUUAUUUGUUUAGUUAAACAGUCUAUAUACUGUUUAGCACCUCAAGUCUCUAAACAGUGCAGAGUGAGGUUAAGAAGAUGCAGUAAAGAUAAAAACAGUGGAAAGUGAAAACAGUUAAAAAUAACUGCAAGAUCAGAAAACUUAAUUAAAAGGGCUGCUGAUUUAUUUAUUUUUAAUGACUUCACCAGGCACUGGAAGUUCAGCAGAGAGGGAGCUAUUCUGAUUUCAGCCCGGAGGGAGUUCCACAGAAUUAGGCCCACAAUACUGAACACAUUGCUCCUGGUGGAUAUGAACCAGGCAUCCAAGCCACAGGGGACCCCUGACUCCCCUGAAGACCUCCGUGAUCAUGUGGGGAUAUGCGGAUUAAGGUGUAAUGAACCAAGUUGUUGAUGGCCUUGCAAAUUAAUCAAAGAACUGUGAACCUGGCCAAGUAGCCUAUGGGAAAUUAGUACAAGCUUUUAGGCCAACUGAGUUAUGUGCUGGCUCUACUCCAUCCCCACCAACUGUGUGUGUGAGAGAAAGAAGAACUUAUUAUGACUACAGUCGUACCUUGGAUCCUGAACACCUUGCGAGUCGAACGUUUUGGCUCCCGUACGCCGCAAACCCGGAAGUGAGUGUUCCGGUUUGCAAACGUUCUUUGGAACCCAGACGUCCAACAGGGCUUCCGUGGCUUCCAAUUGGCUGCAGGAGCUUCCUGCAGCCAGUCGGAAGCCGUGCAUUGGUUUCCGAAUGUUUUGGAAGUCAAGCAGACUUCCGGAACGGAUUCUGUUUGACUUCUGAGGUACCACAGUAUAUUCAGGUAUAGCUUCCUUCCAAUAAAUCUGUUCUGAACGAGUGAUGACCCAGAACUCCAUAUGGCUGAUCAUGCAAUACUAGUUACACAAGCACUAUUUGGUGUGUGUUUUGCUGCUGUUUUUAGACUUUAUUUUCCUUGCUCUUGGAAAGAGGAUGAGGAUAGUCUCCAUCUCUGCAUGAUAGACAGAGCCAUGGGAUAAAGCCAUCUUGGAGCUGGAGUUCCUGGCUGCUGCUCCGACUGGCCUUGGUUGUUGUCCUGGCAACAGUGCUUUCGCUGGCCUUCCUGGUUCAUGCAGAGGUCUAGUUAGGACUCUGCCGCAGAUCUAGGCUUGACUAGUUUCUGCUGUCUCCAUUCCCCUCCCUCUGUUGUAUUUUACUACAGCCUGCAAGAGGGACUCUGGAGGCUUCUUUUAUUCAUUAUUCAUUUCAACAUUUCCUUCUUUGCUCUUCAGCUAAAAAAAGGCUCCCAGAGUAAUUUACAGAUCACUUUUUUUUUUUUAAGGCAGUCUGUUCCCAUAGGCUAACCAGCUUAAUAAGACACCACGCAAAAGUAAAAUGGAUUGGGAGGAAAGAUGAGAAUAAGCCAAGUCUUAGGGCUUUUCCACACUUCGUCUCCCCUCUUCAGAGCUGAGUUGGAGCAAACAGCCAUUCGGGUUUUCCCCAGAUUGACAUUUGCUCUGAUUUAGAACUAAAGAGCAGGUUUUCCAUGGGAAAGGAGCAGGGGGAAACUAGAGCACCUGGGACAAGUGGAACUAUGAAACAGCCCUUAGUUACAAGUUCUUCCAAUGGCCAGCUUGAGGUGGAAGCAAUUUGAUAAGAGGGGAUGCCAAAAAUUGCUGGUCUCUUGGUGGUAUGGAUCUCUUCCUCCAAUCUGGUGGAAUGGCUGUGACCAGUUGAUGGAAGGAGGAGUCUGGCUUCUCAGCACAGCGAGAAGCUUCAGCAUCCCUUUUCUUCCCUCCUCUGCUGUAGCAUCAUGGAAUCUUGCUCUGUGGUGGAAAUAAGGCAGCCACCUUCAAUUUUGUUUGCCAAACACAUUUUUAUCCUCCUCCUUGUCUCAGGACACUAGGAUGGGAAAACAUGAGGUAAGGAAAUACAGAUAAAGAGGUAGAGAUUAUUAUUAUUAUUAUUAUUAUUAUUAUUAUUAUUAUUUAUUACUUAUACCACGCCCAUCUGGCCAGGCCUCCCCAGCCACUCUGGGCGGCUUCCAACAGGAUAUUAAAAACACAAUAAAAGAUGAAACUUUAAAAACUCCCCUAAACAGGGCUGCCUUCAGAUGUCUUCUAAAAGUCAGAUAGUUGUUUAUUUCCUUAACAUCUGAUGGGAGGGCGGGCGCCACUACUGAGAAGGCCCUCACAGUGAGGGAACCGCCAGAAGGCCCUCAGAGCUGGACCUCAGUGUCCGGACCGAAUGAUGGGGGUGGAGAGGCUCCUUCAGGUAUACUGGGCCCAAGGCCAAUAAAGUAGGAAAGUGAGAGAGGCUGAGAGGCAAGCUAGUCAGUGAUGUUCAGGUAAAGCAGGGAUGGGAAGGAAGUCUUUGAGCCUCCAGAUGUUUCUGAACUACAACUCUCACCAACCCCAGCAAGUAUUGCCAAUGGGCAUGGAUGAUGGGAGUUGUUGUUCCGCAACAUUUGGAGGGACAGAAGUUCCUCACCUCUGCUCCAUAAAGAGAAAAGUCAAGUAAACCUCUUUUUCUAGUAAUGUUUACUAGAUGCUGAUGGGGCCUUUCCUUCCACAAAGGUAUGUCCGCAGGUGGUGGGUUUGCAUUCCUGCCUUCUACCCACAUAUACAGCCUCACACAUGAAUCUGGCAUACUCAGAUAUGCUCAUUUGAGUGUGUUUUUUGUUAGACGGAAGGAUUGUGGGAAUGGACUUGGCAUGCAGGUUGUGCUGUUAGUCAUCCUGAGGCUUAUGUUAACAUACAUGAUUUCAGAGUGCCCAAAACAGGUUUCUUCUCUUAGAAUCUGCUAUGACUGUUGAUUGUGGCAUUUCUGAAAACCUGCGUUGCACGUUGCCAAGCACUUUUUUUGGUGCCUGCUGAUCUCUCUAUGUAUGUAGCAGCUCUCAUAUGUAGUCUGCUCACAUCUAGAGAAAUAAAUCAUUGAGGCAGCUGCAUCAUGAGGACGAUCUGCAGAGUAUGUAAUGUUUUUGAACGACUUUGCUCUGCUAUGAACUCCGGUUGCCAUAGUGCCUUUCCAUAUCUAAACAGAUGGAUAAACAGAAAAAUCACUCAUCUCUGUAUCUGAGAAUCUGGCUACUACUUAGUACAAUAUUGAGGGAAACAAAGAAACAUGCAGAAGGAGGUCAUCUGAGAAAGGUAGUCUGUUCGUCAUAAUACCCAGGGCAGGUUUUUAGCAGACUCCUUCACUGACAAUCUUAUAUAAAGCUGUAAAAGCCAUUGGAUCUGGUCAUAUCUGCAUAUUCAUUUACUCUGAAAUUUAUAAGAGGUUUCUGAAAGCAGGGAAGCUCCUGCUUUCUAUCUGAAGCAUAAAUGAAGCUAAUCGGAGUGUCAUAAUGAAUGUGUGCGGUUCAGCAAACUUUAUUACACCAGUCCUUAGCAGCGAAAAUGAUCGCCUUCUCUGUCACUUCCUGUUUAAGCCUAAAGCUUGGCUUUCCUAGAGCUGUGUUCAUAAUGUCUGUGGGUGGAUGAAAGAGUUGUGUCAAGGCAUGUUAUAUGUUGUGAGCCAUUCCUUCACCUUUAUAUUUUGACAGCCCAAAUCUGUGCGAGAGACAGCAGCAAGGGACCCAACAAACUGUGGACUUUGUUCACACAGCUGCCAUCGCUUGGAAGAGUAGUGGCUCAAUCUCUUGGGGCAAGAAGAAGCUAUACAACCGAUUUGUGUGAAAGGGGUGUACGGGAGUGUUAGCGGAGGGGUAGUACCUCUGGUAGGGGACACAUCCUUCUGGGGUUGUUUGUCCACCUUUGGUCCCCACCCUGCACUCACCUCUCACCUGUGGCUCCUAGAAAAGGCAUAGGCAAACUCCAGUCCUCCAGAUAUUUGGGACUACAAUUCCCAUCCCUAGCUAACAGGACCAGUAGUCAGGGAUGAUGGGAAUUGUAGUCCCAAACAUCUGGAGGACUGGAGUUUGCCUAUGCCUGUCCUAGAAGCUGUCAGCAUGUGACAGCAGCCACACCCUGGGAACGGCUUCAACUGGCUGGCCAAACUUGGUGAGGGUAGCCAAUGGGUCUCAAAUGUGAGUUAAGGACUUCCCCUGCAUGCAAAGACAGGCUCUGACAGAUUAAGACCAAUAGUGGGUCCAACGGUCAAGAAGGUGGUUUGUGCACAUGCUGUAGAGGGAACUGAGGGGCAGAUGGGGCUCAUCAGCCUGGGAAAGUAGCUCAUCUAGGAGAAGGAAAACUCUGAUCCUAAACCUCUUCUGCCUUGUGGGAUAUCUUAGGGAAAAGGCUAACGAUGAAACCCUACAGAAGUGGUCCCUAAGUGGAGUCCCUAAGAUGGUUGGAUGGCGUCUUGUACACCUCCUUCCAGCAAUUUCUGCAGCCAAGCUGAGUUUGUGCUGGAGAGGGAAAGUGCUGGGUCAAGGGCUGACCCACUUUCUAAUUUCUUAAAAAUAUUAAGUCCUCUUUCUGAAAACGCCGUGCCAUGUUAAAACGCUUCUUCUUUUCUUUUCUUUUAAAAAAGGCAUUAAUUUGUGAUCUUAGUGGAAUUAGGAAAGUCAGCUCAUCUUAAAGUGUAAUCCAUUUCAUGAAUAGUGUGCUUUCAUUGCAGGAUUUCUACAAGCAAGAAUUAUUUUUUAUAAAACAAAACAAAAGAUUCCAUACUUUUAACUCUCCAUUCUUGUUCCUAAAGAAGAUCUCCAAUGUCAUAAGUUUAAGAUGGACGAGUAGUGUGUCAUUUAAAGGUACCCACCAAAUGAAUAUUAUCUUACUUUAGAUAUCUGGCUAUAAUAUAGUGCUUUCUAAGUAGUAUCCACUGUGAGCUGUGUUCUGUAAUAGCUUUUUUGUGCUGCAGAAACAAUGUGAUAUAUCUUACUGGCUCCACUUUGACUGAUGUUGGUACUUAAGAUAAGCUGAUCGGACAAUGCAGGCUCCCAGAUAUGGCAUCUGGGCCGCUGUUCUUCUUCUCCACUUCUGCUCUGCCAUGGUUUGGCUUAGCAUAUUAUCUGAACCUGGUUUAUCUCCUCUUGACAAACUAUGAGCCUACAGACUUUGGCUACAGCUCGUGGUUUGUGUAAAGCAAGACAGACCAUGAACCUGAGUUUGAAUAUGCUACACCAAACCCAUGGCUCAGUUCAAAGCAGCAAAGCAGGGGUUCAGGCCAGCUCCUUUCAGGGUUUGGGUGCAUGGAGAGUUCCAUAUGAUGAACUCUGUCAGGCAACUGAACCAAGCAGGAUUGAACUCACACAUCAACUCAUGUGCUGGGAGUUCAGUCCUGCUAUCUACAGGAGAAGCAGUCACAUCUCUACCUGCCCCAUGCCUGGUGCCAAACGGGAAGUCCUGAUGGGCCAAAUAUGGACUGCAGGCCAGAGGUUACCCAGCCUUGGACCAGGUGUCCAGUGUACCUCCAUCAUCUGCCACCAUCUGCAGGCAGGACUGGGUGCUGUGCAGGCCAAGUUGUAGGCCAUCAGGAGUAGAAUCGACAUAGGGUGGUUGCGUGUAUUGUGUACUAUGCUGCUCCUUGUUGGUUUAAGAACAGUUCCUGUUUGGUGGCUCUCUUGGCUUCAACUGAAACUACAUCAAGUGUGCAGUUUGGACAAGGUCCUUGACAUUCCCUGAGGGGCACCAUUUUCUUCUGCCAAAAUGCAUUCCAGACCCUACGGAGUGAAGCUUUUGAUUAGAAGCUCUAAUGAACUUGCAUCCAAACCAACUUAGCAUUCCUGUCCUUCAGCCCUUUUCACAUAGACUAGUCCUUUUCUGAACCUCACACGUUCUUGCCGUUUUCCAGCGCACUCUGUCUCUCAUCAUCCAUUCUCAUUUCUCAACAUUCCACUCCCUCUACUUAACCUUCUCUCAGAACAGGUUUAUACUGAGCAUGUGCGGGCCACGCUCUUAUGAAAUCCCGUUGACUAUCAUUAGCCUCGGCAAUGGCUUUUUAAUAAAAGCUGCAAAAUGUUUACGCUUUGUUUGAGAAAAGCACGUUCCAGGUGUUCCUGUUGACAUAUCACAGCAACUCAUUUCUGCAGACACACCAUACAAAUGGAGAAAUGUUUUCGGGAAAAGCCACCCCAAACACACACUUCCUGUCCAUCUGCAGAAGUCUCUCACCAAACAGUUGUUUAGAAUAAGUCAUUUCUUAUCCUUUCUACCCUAAGUUCAGGACUGAUCACCCUCAAACUUACCUCUCAUGCAGUGCCAAAUUUCAAAUCGGCCCAUUGAACCAUUUUCUAACUAUAAACAGUAGUACCUCCUCCUGCCCCCCACCCCUGUUUCUUAUAGCUGUGGGAAGUGAAUCACCCUAGAUGUACAACUGCAGCAGCAUGCCUUUUGUCUGAGAAUGGCUAGCAGGCUCUCGCUUACUAAGAGGAACCUUAAUUCUUUUGUUUUUGAACAACCUUACUCCUGACAGUAGGCCCCAGUAGUAUGGUGUGUAUGUUAGAAAUCUUCUUAAAGAUAACUUUGAAUAAUGGAACUCUUACAGGGGGACUUUGCUUCACCUCAGGAGCUUGCCUUGAGUUCUCACUCUAAGGAUUCUUUUGACAGAAUGCUUGUCCAGGUUUGCCUGUACUUCUAUUGCAAAUGCUUAUGGCGCUGCCUGAAAUUCGUGGUGAGGAAACUGACGGGACGCUGCGAGUUGCAAAGGAUCUGCUACAGCACAAAGCCUGGCGCUGGCAGAACUAUGAAAAUCGGUAAGUGGUUUUGAAACCAUUGCUCUGGUAUUUAAUGUUGUUCUGUGUCGUAAUUGCUGUGUGUAUGAGAGAGAGAGAUUACCCUGCAGUAUAGCUUUAAAAUUAGCUUAGGUCUCAACUGUAUUUUAAACUGUAGCCUCAAGCAGAAUGUCAACAUACCCAGUCAAUUGCAAACACAUUUUACGUUACUGAACCAAUAUAGCUUGCCGUUUCGUUUGUAUCAGUAUGAGAACCUUCUUCACUAUUUGUGGGGAUUUGGCUUCACAUUUUUAUAACUGCAUAAGAAAAGAGGAAAGUUGGGAAGGAGAGAAUUACAAAGGUUUGUGAUAGUAUUUUCAUUGUUGGCUGUGUUGUUGAAGAUGCAAAAAGUCUAAUAGAAGUUAAAGUUUUAAAAAUGUUUUCUUGACAGAAUCGUCAUUGAGAAGUUCAAAAAACAAGGUAAGUAAAUGUUUGUAUUUUUGUCUCCAUGUUUGGCCGAUUGUAUUAGCAGCUUACACAGGCUUACAAGCAAGAAAACCUCCUUGCCAACAUACGAAGCCACAUUAGGCCAUUCAUGCAGCCUUGCAUUUAACUACUUGGCUGGUUGGCAGAGGCAACUAGGAGUAACUUGCAGGCGAGUGCAUUGAAUUCCAUCUAGGCAAGUGAGCAGGCUGGGGGAGGAGGAGCUGGUAUUUAUAUUGUUCCCUCCUUUACCAACCUGCUUGGCUUCCAUGCGGGCUGCAGAGUGCUCAACAAGACCCAAAGUCAGCUGGUUGUCAGGUCUUGAGAAGCCCCUUUCAAAACUCUUAUCAUGCACAGCACUCUGAAAGCGACUAAGCAACACUCAACCACCAACUGAUUGUUGGGUCUUGCUAAGCCCUAUUCAAAGCGCUGUCUGUGAGCGUCAUUGAGAGACUAAUUGGCAGAAUGUUUUGUAUGCUGAAAAGUGCUUUAAAAUUCAGGAGAACAUUAGUCAGUCUUUAUCCAAGCAUAUGUUAGCGAGGUAUCAUACAGAUUAAUCUACUCAGAUUUUAAGACCAUCAAGGAAUAUUGCUAAGCUUUGUACCCCAGUUUCUAAGAUGCCAGGCAUUUUGCAACUUUCCACAUUUUUCCUCCCAACACCCUUUUGAGUUAGAACACUGCUCAGGCCGGGAGACAACUUUGUAUCUUUCAUAUUUUAAUGCAGACAUAAAAUUUGCAUUUUCCGAACCAGUAUUUGAACCAAACACAACUCUCCUUCAAAACGCAUACCUCUCCAAAUUUGCAAUGCAGGCCCAAAAAUGCUUUGAGUAGUUAAAGCAAUGUACAAAAAUGCAUUCUUUCAUGGGAAAAUUGUGGGAAGGCAAUAAUGCAUGCCAAUUUCCAAGCAGACUUUUAUUUUGUAAAAAAUUUACAAACAUGAGUAAACCUACUUAAGACUGCAGAAAUGAGAAUUGGAAGGAAACGGAAAUGGAAAGAUUGACUUUUCUCUACAACUCUCUACUUACCUCAUUCAGCAGAUGGAAGGAGAGACUGAGGAACCGUGACCUGUCCAAGGCACUUAUUGAGCUGGUGCCAAUUUACUUAUUAAUUUGGUUUAUUUCAUGAGAUUUAUACACCCCUCAAUUGUAAAAACAAACAAACAAACCUCAGUGCAGUUUGCGGAAAAUAGACUUGGUGGGGGAGGGAUGAAUUGUACGUAUUGAUACAGUUGACCAUGUUCAGUAUGAGGCAUGCAUAAAAAGAAGCCUAGAUCUGUGGCGUCACCACUGCUGGAGGGCACCACAUUGGCUGUGAUACUUCUCACAAAGUUGCAUUCUGUUGUUCCUGUAGUGCUUCACUUCCUAUGGCAGUGACCAAUGUGCGUUAAAAAUUUUUUUUCCAGUUGCUCCAGAAUUCAGUCAGUGUUCAUCCAGAUGCUAUUGAAAAAACUAUAGAUGCCAUCAUGGAACUGAAGAGGAUUAACCCAGAUGUAAAUCCGCAGUAAGUUCGUGUGAAUGGAGUGGGAUGGCAAAAGUUACUUAGUGUGCUUAAAUGAUUGUGUGCUUCAUCUCUUUGGGGGGGGGGUCUGUCUUCCCACAUAAGUUCACAGUAUUGUGUGCUUUGAUUCUUUAGUUGUGCCCGCUGAUGAUCACAGGUGACUUUUGGUCUUGUUUCAUUUUCUGUCUGUUCAGCCCUUUCAUGUCUAUUGUACAACUAGAUAUGGAGGCAAAGCACCACCUGUAACAACCACAUUAUUAAUCAAGACGUUGCACCUUCUUGAACCAUGGCUUGUUAAAGGUGGAAAUGAACCAGUAUGUAAACGUAUAUACACACAGGCCAGACACAGACACUGACACCCAGAUUUCUGACCAUGAUUUAGUCACCUGACCCACAUCAUCCCAAGUUUCCAGCAUAUAUCCAUGAUAUGAUGCUGUGGUCUAAACCACUGAGCUUCUUGGGCUUGCUGAUCGGAAGGUCAGCGGUUCGAAUCCCCGCAACGGGGUGAGCUCCCAUUGCUUUGUCCCAGCUCCUGCCAACCUAGCCGUUCGAAAGCAUGCCAGUGCAAGUAGAUAAAUAGGUACCACUGUGGCAGGAAGGUAAACGGUGUUUCCAUGCACUCUGGCACUCGUCAUGGUCCUCCGUGCGCCAGUAGCAGUUUAGUCAUGCUGGCCACAUGACUCGGAAAACUGUCUGUGGACAAACACUGACUCCCUCAGCCUGAAAGCAAGAUGAGCACUGCAACCCCAUAGUUGCUUUGACUGGACUGACUCCUACAUUAUGUGAAGAAAAGUGCGCUCUGCACAUGCUCAGAAGCAUUUUCCUCAUCAUUAAACUAUUAGUGUUUAUCUUCCCUAGAAUUAAGGAUCCAGGCUUCUAGAGCAUAUGGUGUGGGGGUUUUUUCCACAUAGACCUGAGCCACAACUGUGGGGCAGCAUGUCCCCUUUCCUCACACAAAAAUCCACACCAGGUUUUCCAUUGCCACUUGGUAGAGAGCAAAUCAGGUCUGCUGGAAGUGAAGGCUUAUGGGAGAGCAGCAAAGAGCAAAGUUGUCAAAGGGAGCUUUGAAAAUGAUGUGACCUUGGGGGAAGCGAUGUCAUUAGUCUCUUUGGCUUUUCUCCCUGCCGUGGGCAUCACCUGUGGCAAAGCUUCUCGGCUGUCAGUGCAGGCAGCGCAACAUAGGUUCAGAAUUGCUGUUCCAUUGCCUCAAUGAGCAUGCCUUUUCACAUUCAUGAAUGGCGGAAAGGAUAAAAGUGUAGCUCCACGCUGAGGUAAUGUCAAUCAUGCAAAGCUAAAUUACUGAGCGAGGUGUUCUUACCGUUUGUCAUCUUUUCACUCUAGGCUAGGUGUCUCUCUGCAGGCCUGCCUCCUACAGAUUGUAGGGUACAGGAAUUUGAUUGCAGAGGUGGAAAAACUGCGUAGAGAGCCCUAUGAUUCUGAGGAUCCCCAGCAUGAAGAAAUGCUUCUGAAGGUAAGCUGUGGAAGUGCACUUCCAAAGAGCUCUUUACAUUCCGAGAGACUGUUAACUGAAACCAGUCUCCGCAAAAGGCUUGACCGCACAAUUGUCUGUACUGAGAACAGCUUGUUACCUCCAAUUUAUUUAUUAGCAUUAUCUAGGCUAAGCGUAGAGGGACGUGGGUGGCUCUGUGGGUUAAACCACAGAGCCUAGGACUUGCCAAUCAGAAGGUCGGCGGUUCGAAUCCCCACAACGGGGUGAGAUUCCGUUGCUCGGUCCCUGCUCCUGCCAACCUAGCAGUUUGAAAGCACACAGUGCAAGUAGAUAAAUAGGUACUGCUUCAGCGGGAAGGUAAACGGCGUUUCCGUGUGCUGCUCUGGUUUGCCAGAAGUGGCUUAGUCAUGCUGGCCACAUGACCCGGAAGCUGUAUGCCGGUUCCCUCAGCCAAUAAAGUGAGAUGAGCGCCGCAACCCCAGAGUCAGUCACGACUAGACCUAAUGGUCAGGGGUCACUUUACCUUUUAGGCUAAGCAUGGGUAACCUUUUUCUUUUGUUGAGGGCCACAUUCCCUCUAAAUUAAUCUGCCAGGGGACAUAUGCCCUUGGGUAGAUUCCGAGACAAAAAUGUUCUGGAGAAGCUAACUCAGAAUAAAGACUCUCCUGUUCAGAAUAUCGGCUCAUUUCUGUGUUUACCUCUCUCCUCUCCUGCUUCUGAUUCUGCACUUCUCUCUGCCACAGACUCCCCCCACUCACUAAGCCCUGUGACCUCUUCGGCUUCCGAUAUCUCUUCCUGGUCUCCUCCCUCUGACCACUUACCAUCACACCACCACCAAUCCCCUGGCCCUGGGCCUUCUUCCCUUGGGGGGUUCCCCAGUUGUUGUUUCCUCCUCCUCCCCCCUCCUCUGCAUCCAACCAGUCCAUGACACAGAUGCACCUCACCCAAGGCAGGUGUUUCAUAAAUGGGGAGUUACCACCGAGAUGGCCCUGCCACAGGUCAGGGCCAGCUGUGCAGCCUCCAGGGGGUGGCAUCACCAACAAGGCUUCUCCUGAUGAGCCCACAUGCCAGUGUUGGGAAGGCAAAACAGGGCAGAGCAACAAAUAUAAAUUUUUACCUUGACACAUUUGGCUAGUUUCUGCGCACACUCUCACACCCCUCUCUAUGCUCCAUCCAGACAAACAAAGGCCUUAUCAAGGACACUUUCCACUCAUGCAAAAUCAUAGUGGGUGUGAAGCAGGGACAAUGAGCAUGUGGCCUGGAGACAGACUUCGGAGGGCCGGAUUUGGUUCCCUUGUCCCAGGUUCCCUACAUCUCCCGUAGGGGAUGUGCGGGUAAAAUGAUGCAGGCUGUCUGAGACCUGCUAUCAGGUUUUCUGAUACAGCAGUACCUCGGGUUAAAUACUUAAUUCGUUCCGGAGGUCCGUUCUUAACCUGAAACUGUACUUAACCUGAAGCACCACUUUAGCUAAUGGGGCCUCCUGCUGCUGCGCCGCUGGAGCCCGAUUUAUUUUCUCAUCCUGAAGCAAAGUUCUUAACCCGAGGUACUAUUUCUGGGUUAGCGGAGUCUGUAACCUGAAGCGUAUGUAACCUGAGGUACCACUGUACUGUUUACUUUUAAAACAUCCAUAGGGAAGAGGAGUGUUGGAGGAUGAAGGUGUUAAUCUUUCUUUUCCUCAGAAUGAGGGAAUGACAGGAAUGAAAAGCUGCAGCGGAGGGCCAAAGGAGAGGGGAAAGUAUUGGGGUUUGGGUGUCCUGUCAGCAGAGAGUGUUUGGCCAGAGGUGGUAAGGGGGGCAGUUAAUGGGGGACAGUAGUAGCUCGACGGAGGUGACAAGCAUCACAAGCAGGGGCACAGUCCCUAAUGAAAAAUAAUAGUAAAGAAUAAGCUUUAAAUAUUAUUAAUAUUACUAAUACUAAAUAUUACUAAGGUCACCCCUUCAUUUCUUGCUUCACAUCUCUUAGGGCAGCAUGAAUUUUUACUUGGGUGUAGGGCUGUGAAGCUGAGGGGCCCUGAAUCUGCUCUCCUUCCUGAAAGCACUUGUAUAUGUCUCUUUUAUUUCCUUGUUUGUUUGUGCCCUUGUGAAAUUGGCUUAAAGGGGGGGGGGGGAGGAUCUCUCAAGCCUUGGAGAAUCAAGAAGGCUAAUCGCCUUAGUGAUUUGCAACCAAAUAAACUUGAGGGUUCCUCCCCGCCCCCACUUAUGCAGAGGCAGUGAAUAUACCCAGUGAGCCCUUAUCUAUGUUUUUACACCAUUUCUACAUUAGGCCAAAAUAUGGGGGGGGGUGUUGGGUUUUUCCAGUAGGCAGUAUUUCAAAUGUCUGCUAUGUCUAAGGAAUACUUCUUCCUCAGUCUGUAUUUGCUCCAGGCUCUUCCAAAUGCUGUGCAUAACAAUGAAGGCAAAAUCCCAUAGAGAACUACUAGUUUCAGAAAUGUCAAUCCAUUGAAGGUCUGAGUUGUAACAUACCUGUGAUUUUUCCCUCCCCCUCCUGUAGCUAUGGAAAUGCUUGAAACCUGAUUUCCCAUUGGAAGCCCGGAUUUCCAAGCAGUGGUGUGAAAUUGGUUUCCAAGGCGAUGAUCCUAAAACAGAUUUCAGAGGAAUGGGCCUCCUGGGGCUGUAUAACUUAUUGUAAGUAUAUUUCUGUUUCUCUUAAAGUUUGAACCUAAAGGUAUAAAUUAUCCUCCUGCUUAUAUGUUUCAGGCUUUAUUAAGGCAAUUGUCAUUCUAGAUAGCUUGUAGGUUCCUACCACAGUUGCUGCAAUUUUUCAUCCCUCUUGAUGAGAAGUAAUUUCUUUUUCUUUUCUAGGAACAAUUUAUUUCACAUUCUCCACAACCCAGUUGUAUCCAGUGCUUCAUAAGCAGACAUUCUGCAUGCCCAGCAAUUGGGCUUUCCACCUCCUCAUGGGUGGCGCUGUGGUCUAAACCACAGAGCCUAGGGCUUGCCGAUCAGAAGGUUGGUGGUUCAAAUCCCUUCGACGGGGUGAGCUCCCGUUUCUUGGUCCCUGCUCCUGGCAACCUAGCAGUUCGAAAGCACGUCAAAGUGCAAGUAGAUAAAUAGGUACUGCUUCAGCGGGAAGGUAAACAGCGUUUCCGUGCGCUGCUCUGGUUCGCCAGAAGCGGCUUCGUCAUGCUGGCCAUAUGACCUGGAAGCUGUACGCCGGCUCCCUCAGCCAAUCAAGCAAGAUGAGCGCCGCAACCCCAGAGUCGGUCACGACUGGACCUAAUGGUCAGGGGUCCCUUUAUCCUUACCUUUCUCCUCACCCAUCCCAAAAUCUGUUCCAGAGAUUCCCCCAAUUCUGUAUAUUUAAAGACAAUAUUCUUGGAGGCAUCCAGUUUUUAAGAAAGCAGUUCAAUUUCUGUCUCUCAUCACUCUGGUUUUCUCUCUCUCUCGCAUAGCUGGUUAAUUUUGCCAUUGAUCUGUAUCCCCCCCAUAAUUUCUCAAACAAAUGCGCUCACUGAUGGAGCUUUUCCUUGUCCCUAGCAUGCGUGAAUGCAUUUAUUUAGAUCAUUUUUAAUAGGAGUCUAUUGCACACAUUGCAGUAUGUAAGAUAAAGAGUGUAGCAGCACAUGGCAGCUUCACAGCCACAGAAAGAAGACUGACUGUCUUGCUUAAGUGUACAGAUUACAUAUUCUUUAUUAUUGUUCAUGGACCCAAACAGAACAAAACCAACAUCUGUACAGGUAGAAUAUCAUAGCAUACAAGAUACCUGAAAGUGGGUUGUAAAACAUAAAUGACAUAAAAUGUCAGGAAUAUCUGAAACAUGUUUAAAGUAAGAUGUACAAUAUGAUGACUUAAAAUAUAGAAGUUAAGAGUCAGUUGAAAAGCUCACCCCCCCAAAAAAAACAUGUUUGCCAAACCUGGUUCAUACGGUACAUUUUAAAUGUACAAACCGGGUAUCUGCAUAUAGUUUGAGGAAAUGUACCUACAGAUGUUUAGAGCUAUGUUGUAAAACUCCGAAAUGUGUUUUUCUCCUCCAGAUAUUUUGCUGAAUGUGAUGCUGCUGCAGCUCAGCAAAUCCUCUCUGACUCCCUUCAACCAAAAUACAGGUAACAUUUUGAAGCUGGAAAUAGCAGCCACCUCGAAUAAAUAAAUCCUAUUUGUAAUAAUUCUGCAUCUCUUUUACUGUUAACAUAAAACAUUGUCUGUGUUUCUCGAACUGUUACUUAAGAUUAGAGAGAUAAAAUGCCUCAUUUCCAUGUGUUCUACAGUCUGAUUUUACUGUUAAGUACAUAAAAUUUAAUCCAAGUUUAUAUUGAUUUUUAAGCUAUUUAUUUUUCCUUUCCCUUUCGCCCCCAUCUUUCACAAUGAAGGGAAGUCACUAAAGAGGAGCUAAGGUAUUUUUUUUCCCUUUUGCCUUUUAUAAUCCUUUCAAAUUAAGUUUUGAAGCAGAAAAAUAUAUAUUCUAGGACAGCCUUUGCCAACCUGGUGCCCUCCAGAUGUUUCAGACUUCCAUCAGCCCUAGCCAGAGCAUGCUGAUGUGUGGGCUAUGUAGAAAAAAGGCCCCAUUGAUUCCAGAAUAUAAUAAUGUCUAUGCAGAGCCUUAGCGGGGAGACAAGGCAAAGUGGGAAAGGGCAAAGACUUUCUCUCUGCUUUCCACCCGAAGACUAGAUCAGGCAUAGGCAAACUCCGGCCCUCCAGAUGUUUGGGACUACAAUUCCCAUCAUCCCUGACCACUGGUCCUGUUAGCUGGGGAUGAUGGGAAUUGUAGUCCCAAACAUCUGGAGGGCCAGAGUUUCCCUAUGCCUGGACUAGAUAUAUCAGAAUUAAGUUACAGGAGGGUAGAUCUCGUCUGAGCACUGGGUGAAACCUUUGCACAUUAAGAGCAAUAUGACAACUGGACCAAUGAGGUAGAGGGGUGGUGGGCUUUUCCUUCCUGGGGGUCUUCAAGCAGAGGCAAGGACAGCCACCUCUUAAGGAUAUAUCUGUGGAAUUCCUGCAUCAGGCAGAGGGUUGAACCAGUUGACCUCCUGGACCACCUCCAUCUCUACCAGCAACCAAUAGGUUGUCCUCCUCCUUAUAGGACCGUGACAUAUUUUUCACACAUGGGACACUUCAAAGUACCUUUCUGACCGGCUGACCUUACUGUGAAAAAGGGAGAACACAUGAUCAAAGCAUAAUUGAAUCUCUGGAUGUCACUGUUGCAAAGCGCUGCAAUGGCCACACGCUUAGAUGGUUUCAAAACAGGGUAAGGUCACAUCAUGGAGGAUAAAAGCUAGCAAUAGCUAUUAGUAGUCACAGUGGCCCAAUAGAACCUUCAGGUUGGCCUUUCUUUUUCAAUUGCUGGUGAACAGUAGCGAGAAAGGACUAUAAGGGCCAUGCAGCCGGCUGAGAUGUGUGCAUUCUGUAGCGUGUCACUGAUGCAGUAAUAACACAUUAGUGGUGCAUUUAUACUGAGUCAUCCACACACCGUUCUGCUUUAUCAGUUGUUCUGCAGUGCUUUCCAAAUGUCACAGCAUUAUUGCUGUCCUGCGCACUAUAGCACAACAGAAGCAGGACAAAGCAACAAGAACCCUGGAAAUACUAUGACAUAAAAGGUUUUAUGCACUGAUUGGAAACAGAGCAGGAUGCCCACCCUGUAAUCUUUGCAGGUCAAACAGUAUUGAAAGUGGAGUUGCGUAUAGCUAGCAUGAGCAUAAAUAAUCAAGAAUGCACAGUAAAAAGGAUUUAUGGAGGGUCUCUCUGUAUAUAUCACUACUAUGCCUUUCUUCUGAGCUUCCCAAAAGCAUCUAGUUGGCCACUUUUGGAAAUACAGAACUGAACUAGAUCAGUCUGGCCUGAUCCUGCAAGGCUCUUUUUAUGUUACUGUUUUCAAUGCAAUUGAGUAGCCUGUCUUAAAGCAACAAAACCAAAUGUUGCUAUCUUAAAUUUGAAGAGGGAAAAAAAGGUUGCUUAAAAACCAACAGCAAGCACCAGGGGAAAGCACAGAAAAGCGUUACAUUAUCUAAUGCCAGAUAUCACCUCUGUUAUUUUCUGUGGAAUAGGGAAUCCAAGGGCACAGUAAUUAUACGUGAAUCCCUCACGUGCAAUUUCAUCAGCCGCACACCCAGCCAGAAGAAGCGCACAUUGUCCUUGUUCCAAGAGUACCACCGAAACGUUUGAGCAGCGCUAUGUUCGGACCAAGGUCGCAAGAAUAGGCAGAUGGCAUAGAACCAGUUAGAAUAUUCGGGAGAGCUGGAGAGAAAGUCGACAGCCUCCUGAAGGGCUUAUGCCUUCAAACAGACAGUGGCUGAGGGCAGUUCCAGAUGUGAUAUUUUUCAGUGCAGUGAUAAUUUCUACACCGCAGCUUCUAGACAUGUCUGAUAGCAGCAGGAGAAUUUAUGACACUUAGGGUAUUCCCCCCCCCCCCAGGGGUUAUUCGGUAAGAUGAAUGACACUGAUCCAGGUGCCCAAAGUGCAGCGCUCUGACCAUUAAGCCAUACUGUCUGUCGCUGUGUGGAAGAUUAAUAGAUUACCUCUAUUAACAGAUGCUUAAGACAACACUGCACUCCAUAAAGCUGAGUCAGUACAGAAGCAUCUUUAUUUUUAGAAUUUUCACCUAGCAAUGCCAAGCAACAACAAAUACACCACAAGCUAUUGGUGUUUUCAAUGUGCUCUUUUUUUCUUUCCUUUUUAAGUGCCAUUUCUUCCAGUCUAGUUUAAACACCGUUUCCCUGAAGAUUCAUUAGUUUUAUGUAAUCUGGGGGAGGAGAAGGAGAGAGAGAAGUGAGGGUUGUAUAUGUUUUUCCUUGAAGAAUGCAAUCCUCUUUUUCACUUCUUAGUUCUUUAAAUAGGCCAAAGUAGAAAGGCAAGCCUCAAAAAUCACACAGAAGUCCAAACCUGGACUAAACAAAACAAAUAAAUUCAGCACAGACGGGAAAGAAAAUGGUGGCUAAAGGCGUAGGCUUUGAUGACAAAAUAGAUUUAGAAUUCAGGACUGUGUGUAUUACUGCGUUUCUUCACUGUUAGAUAAAACCAUAUUCCAUUUUCUGUGUGGCAAAGUUGUGGCGCGGCAAAUCCCCCUGUCGUUCUUUGUGUGCAUGUCUGUGCAUGCAGUUUUCCAAUAAAAAGCAUCUACCAGACCCAGAAAUAAUUUUAGAGACACGUAUCUUCUAGAGUGCCUUUUUGUUGCUGUUGAGAUGUUGUUAGUAAUGAGAAAUAUAAUGUGUCGAUAUUUUAUUAAUCUCUGAAGUGGGAUUCGUGCUUUGGGGUGGGGUGGGGCUUUAAUUAUUGCUGUCAGGUGUGUUUUGUACUGUUUGGUGCUUUCUAGUGUGUCUGAAAAAAAUAUACACAGCCCCUGCUGUGGCAGCUGUAAUAGCAAAAGCAUCAAAGAAAGAGGAAAACUCCAAGGCCGUGUAUAAGCCAAAAUGAUGGUAAUGCCAUUUCUAUCCUUUGCAAGUGUGCUAGGUAAAUAAUACACUCAUAAACCAUAUCUACAUAGGUAUUUAAUUAAAAUAUUAUGCCUGACCUUAGACUUUCUAGGUGAAGACCUGUAUUAAGCAGUAGCAUGUGUAGUGCCUUUUGAGGAACUGAUCACGCUCUUGAUGAAGAACAGGAGAUGGAAUCAGUCUUUUGUUGUUCAUAGAGUAUUGGGCUUGGGUUCAAAUCCUGCUCUGCCAUAAAGCUCACUGGGUGGGCAAGUGAAACAGGUACAGUGGUACCUCUGGUUAUGAACUUAAUUUGUUCCGGAGGUCCGUUCUUAACCUGAAACCGUUCUUGAUCUGAGGUACCACUUUAGCUAAUGGGGCCUCUUGCUGCCGCUACGCCGCCAGCGUGCGAUUUCUGUUCUCAUCUUGAGGUUAAGUUCUUACCCCGAGGUACUACUUCGGGUUAGCGGAGUCUGUAACCCGAGGUGUUAGUAACCCAAGGUACCACUGUAUUAGUUUCUGGUUAAUGAGCAGACUCCCCAGGGAUGCAGAAAUGUAGAAGAAGGGAUUAAAACAAACCUUCCAGAAAUAGCUUGAUAAGGUCUGAGCAUGCAGAGGGCCCACUAGAUUCAGUGGCAAAUCCCUGCUUAGAAUACAGUUGAAAUACAAUGAAAAUAAUAUAAACAAUUUGAAAAACCACUAAGCAGAAACCAACAGGUACCCAGAUAGAUGUGGCAGGGGCAGCCAUGUUUCUGCCCCAUUCAGACACAAACUGAGAGGGAGUGUGGAAAUUCUCCCCAACCCCACAAAAUUGUGAGGAUGAAAUGGGUUAGCCCCAUCUUAAGCCACCCUGAAGAUCUUGUGGGAAAUACCAAAUACAAAUACAUUUUAUAUUUACACAAUAUGUGUCAUUUCAACCAUCAUUUUGGAUAUUAAAUACACGCUUUUGCAACCGUGUGGUGUGCUGAACCCUAUUGACUUUUCCUGUAUGGUAUCUUUUUGUCUGAUGUACUCAAGUUUGUGGAAGCCAACAUGUAUGUUUAAAAAUGUGUGUUUGCUUUUAUCCUGGUUUUAAGUUAAAAGGGGGGGAAAUGAGACUAACAAAAUCUCUGUUAAAGCUGGCAACAAAAUUUAGAAGAAGCCUCUGUAGACCAUUGCUCUCCCCAAACACAUAAAAAUAACAAUUUUUGAUCAUUUUUCCAAACGUUGCAGUGGGGAAACUAGCUUAAUGUACCACCCUGAAUUUGGAAGUCUGAGAGGCUGAAAUUUCCAACAUGUUUUGGAUCAACAAGAAGCAUCUGAAAUACAUCCGGUCAACUUGCUUUAUAACUUAUCAAGUUUUUCCUUCCACACCAGCACCACCUUAAAAAAUAAACUACUACAGCAGAAUAAAAAGCCAGCUAGACACAGACUUUCUCAUUGUGCAGAAAGGCAUUGGGUAACAUUCAGACAACGCACUUGGGUUGGGUGUGCAACCAUCAUCCUAGGUCUUAUACAUCCUGAGUCUUGUCAUGUGGAUUUUCAAAACCUUCAUCAGCUAUUUAAAUAUAAUAAUAAUAGCGGCUUUAUUUUUAUUUUUUUAUAUAUCUUUAUUAAUUUAAAAUAUACAUUUAUGAAAAAACAGACGAACAAACAACUAAACAUAUAAUCAAACACAAAUAAUAGAAGAAUCAAACAAACAACCACACUAUAAGAUUAAUAUAACUAUCAUCAUUUAUACUCCUGGUACUGAAAGAAAUUACAAAACUUACAGAGAAGAAAAUUAAAAAUGACUUCCAAUUAAUCUCACUGUACUUUAUCUAUCCAUUACCUUAUACUGCACAGUUACAUAUUUUUUAUAUAGCAGCUUUAAAUAUCACUGAAAACAUUAUGAGAGUUGAAAUGUGCAAUAGUGUAAUAAGGUAACUUAAGAACGUGAGAGAAAACUUUGUUAUGUAACUUGAAAGAUAUUAUGCCCACCUCCUUUGAUCACUGACUGCCCUCUCGGAAGAGGAAUGGAUCUUUCAGGAAUGCAGGGAUGCCUCUGCGUAUCACAGAUGUGUUGAAUGGUUUAAACUGAGCCUACUGACGGCCAGCUCACAUACAUCCCUAACAUUAGAAACACCUUAGCAGUAAAGCAUUGUAGGUGGGCUCUUGAUUUGUGUCCACCACCAACCCAAUCACUUUUCAUUAAAGUAGCAGUGUUGGCUGAUUACCUGGGCUAGUUUCAAAUGACUUGGGUCACAUCUGGUUUACUGAAUUUCAAAGACUGCAGUCCGCCUUGCUCAGGGCUGAAAGGAAUACAGAGUUUUCCCCCUGAUUCUUCCCCAUCCUUCAGUAUCUCAGAAUUGGCCCAUCCUUCUAUUUUAUCCUUCUUAAGUCUUCACAGAGUAUACGUAAGGUGUCUUUGACAGGUAAUCUCCAAGGCAUAGACCUCUUUUUAGACUGCACUGAUGAGCAUGUGAUUGGGGCACGAGGCAAGCAGGUUAGGUUGGCUACAGAAGUUUACAUCUUCCGGAGCUUAAAAGAAUACAAAAAUCCACAACACCAAGAAUAAAAUGAUACCAAGUCGAUAGACCUUUUCACGAUUACCAUGCAGAGAGAGAAAACCGUUUCCGAUUUGAACAGCAACUUCCGCUUUUUAUUUUUCAGCAAAUUCAGCAAGGCUGAAUGGGAGAAGAAAAAGUUUGAUAAGGCCAUUGGGUAAGUAUGUAAUUCCAAGGUCGAAAGAUCUCUCUCCCCCUCCCCCUCACUUUCCAUACGCCCAUAUCCUCCACUGCUUUGAGGCACAGUCAACCUUCAUGCUCACUGGCAUCAGUUAUUCUUAACUACGGGGAUGGACAACCUGUGGCCCUCCAGAUGUCGCUGUAAAGCAUCUCCCAUCGUCCCUGACGAUGAGCAACAUCUAGAGGGCCACGCGUUCCUCACCCCAUGCUUAUCAUUGAAGUGGAGGAAUAAGGGAUUGGGGGCAUUACAGUCAAGCAACUCUUGGUUGAGCUUAAUGGGUGGGAUUCACCUAACGAACCCUGCCAAGGGAAGCUCUGCAGAAGCUUGUGCAGCAGGGCUUUCCCCCCUCCUCCUUCAUGCCCCCCAAAAAAAUUGGUUUGGGAGAGGGCGUUAGGAGAAUCCCAAAAACAGCAGCAGCAGCAGCAGCAGCACUGGUGGUGAAUCACUUUGCUCCGUCUCUCCUCAAGAAGACUUUAUUGAGCCCAAACAUCUGGAAAGUUCAAAGGGCCGUAGAGCUUUGUGGGCAGAAGGUCCCUGGUCAAACCCCCAACAUCCUCAGGGCUGAGAAGAACCUAUUUCUGAAACCACUGCAGGCUCUAGGGGUGGGGGAACUAGAUCUGGCUCGCAGGCCAGAUUCCUCAGUCCACCACCCUCCACAGCUCACGUCUGAUAGGUGAGCAGGGCCAUCCAGAACAGCGUCAGGUGACUGUAACUGCUGAUCAGCCUAUAGCAUCAGGCAUAGGGCAGGUGGGUGUGGUUUGUGAGGAGCAGCCUCGCAGUCCAAAUUGGGAUCAUUGGGCAGGGGUUGUUUUGUUUUGUUAUUAUGUUGCUUAUUUUUGUGUGUUUAUGCUGUAAACUGCCCUGUGACCCUCCCCCCAAAGGGUGGUACAUCAGUCCAUCAAUCAAUCCAUCAGCCUUCUGGCCAGUGAUUCCUCACCACUAGUGUAGAUAUUACUGAACUAGGUGACUCUGUGUAAGGCAACUUCAUGUGUUGGGGACUGUCAGUCAGGACCACCUGUAGUUGGUAUUUCCAUGCCGCCAUUUUCCUGGGUGUGACUGGUUAUCUCCAACAUCUUUUAAUCUCCACCCCCUGUUUCUUGCAGCUACUCUUUUGCUAUUGUUGGCAUUAAUAUCACAGACCUUGCGUACAACCUGCUUGUGAGCGGUGCUCUGAAAACACACUUCUACAAUGUUGCUCCAGAGGCUCCAACGUUAUCCCAUUUCCAACAGACAUUCUGUAAGUGUGUGUGUGUGUGUGUGUGUGUGUGAGAGAGAGAGAGAGAGAGAGAGAGAGAGAAUAAUUGUGUUUGUUGUGUUGAUAGCGUCCUUCCUUAAUUACUUCAUGUGAUCAGUUAUACAAAGCAUCGCUGGCAUUCCUUUGGUUAGAUUAUGUCCUUACAAUAAGUUUGACAUUUGUCUGGGGAAUGAUCCAUUUUGUGGGACAACUGGUAAUCUCAAACCAAAGAAACUUUUUCCAUGUUUCCGUUGCAAGCUUUGACUAUGUCCUAACAACCAAAUUCCUGUCAACAAAAUUACUGUACCGUGUCAUAAUCUGUUUCUCUUCUUUCCUGAUACUGUCAUUUAUCUUGUCUUAGUGAUUUGUUUUCCUUUUGAAGUUAUUUCAUUUCAUUUUUCUCGUUUGUAUACCGCCUUUCUAUAUUACCAUGCUUGAGAUCUGUGAAUAAAGGGUGGUAUACAAAUUUAACUUCUUCUUCUUCUUCCUAUUAUUAUUAUUAUUACUGUACACAAGGCGUUUUGUAAGCUGAAGGAAGAACAAAAUAUACAACAAAGAUUGCACACCUUAUAACAAUCUGGUCCGAUACAAAAAAAGUCAUAAUAAAAACAUAACAUUAAAAUAAAUGGCUUAUAUCAAAUUAAGUAAUAUUCAGUAAUCCAUCAGAAUAUAAUGGACAAUAAAACUACCGUAUUUUUCGCCCUAUAGGACGUACUUUUUCCCCUCCAAAAAUGAAGGGGAAAUGUGUGUGCGUCCUAUGGGGCGAAUGCAGGCUUUCGCUGAAGCCUGGAGAGGGAGAGGGGUCGGUGCACACCGACCCCUCUCACUCUCCAGGCUUCGCGGACCUCUCCGCAAGCAGCGGGAGCCCGUCGCUGGGCUCCCGCUGCUUGCGGAGAGUUGCCUGCAUGCUGAAGCCUGCCCGCGCUGAGCGAUGGGCUCCCACGGCUUGCAGAGAGCUGCCUGUUUGGGGGCUGGGGUCGGGGGAAGCUCGGGCUUGCCCCGCCCCAGCCCUGCGCCUGGGGGGGAAAUAAUUUUUUCCCCCUUUAUUUCCCCCCCCCUAAAAACUAGGUGCGCCUUAUGGGACGGUGCGUCCUAUAGGGCGAAAAAUACGGUAACUCUCAAAAUAUCAGCAAAUAAUAAGUAAACAGAAAUUCACUUUUAACAAUUACAGUAUAUUUUCCCUACUUGAAUGCCGGCAUAAUCCCCAUUCCCAAGGACUCUCUUCCACUAUGAAUCUCUAUGUCACUUUGAGACAGAAAGAGAACUGUCUGGGGGCCCUGAAGAGCAACAUGGGUUUUGCAGAACCCUCCCUGGUAGAGAUUAAAAGAGCCUGUGUUCAACUUAAAAUGCAGCCCCAGAUUAAAAAUUAUUUAUUAAAGAAGCAGGACGGAAACAUCCAAAGGCGCCUUAGAAAACUCAUAUUAUUUUUUUCAAAGUUUAAUGAACACAUUUGUUAUUUUUCAAGAACACUACAAUAUAAAGGCAUGAAGGCAUAUUUAAGAUGGAGGGGGAAAUUUAAUGAAUCCAAAAUAAUGGCUGCAUUGUCUAAUUAAAGUUUAUAAAAUGUAAUAUCCUUCAGAUGACCUAUUUAUUGAGCAUUCGUCUUGAUUUGCUUGUACAUAGCUUACAUGGAGGUUAGAUUAUAUCCAGUCUUCAUUGAGCAUUUGCUCUGAUUUAUUUGUGGGGCGGUUAUAUGAAAACGAGCAUUCAUUCUGUUUUGCCUGUCCUGUGUUUAUACAUCUUCCUGUCCAUUCCCUACUUUGCAAUACAUUUUCCUCUGACUCUCCCAAUUGCAGAAAUGUUACUUCUUUAUUAAAGUGGAUUUGUUGUGUUGGGGCAGCGGAGUGCUUUAAUCCACUUUAAUUACAGCAGACCUAAAUUUCCCAGGUGCUACAGUAUGUGUAUAAAAGCAAAUAAAUAAAUAAAUGAUGCUGCAUUUUUUAAAAAAGUUGCACCCUACAGCCAGUGCUUUUUUUCUGGGGGUACACAGGGGUACGCAAUACCCCUAAACAUUUUGUGAAUCUUAAUAUUCCUACUCAAUAUGAGUAGGAAAAUGAGAGUACCCCUAAACAUUUUUAAUAGAAAAAAGCACUGCCUGCUACAGCCAUCACAGCUACUCCAUCCCAUACACCCUUCCUUCACUGUGAUUCUCGUGUUGAGCCAAGUGAGAACUUGCAGCUUGUGUUUUGGCAACAGCAGUGGUGAAAGGAGCACCAGACUUUUCCCCGAAUCCUAGAUGUCCCACCAGAAGUAGAGAGAGGAGCUCUUUCGGCACUAUUGAACCUUGGAAGCCCCCUCUCCCCCAAUUCUCCCCUCCCAGAUUGCUGAGCGCCAUUUCAGCUGGGGCGAUGAAGCAAUUUCAGUUCAUCACAGCUUCCUCUAACAAGGAGAUCAGCACUAAUAGUGAAGAAAUGGCAUGUAUGCACACCUACGGACAAGUUUUCUGUUUGUUUCUUAUCAGAACAAAUCCUUUCUGAACCUUAGAGAAUUCAAAACUCGUUUGUGGCAUUGGAACACUUGAGUUUUGACUGGCCAGUGACACAUCUCACCCACGAGGUGGUGCUGCUCUAUUUGCACAGGCAAUAAAUGCUGUUUGAUUUGAGUCUUCGUACACUGUAUGUCCCUCUAUUCCGUUCCCUGCUCCUUCUUGCAGUGACAUGACCCUGAUUAGUUGCAGAGCACCUGGGCUCAGAAGGGGCAACAUUAUUUUCUAGGGUGUUCUCAAAAAUUAUAUCCUAGCACUUCAUAGCCAUGUGUGUAAUAUAUCUUCCCAGCCAUUCUCCAAAUUUUUCAGAAGGCAAGUUCAUUGUUAGGGUUAAAAGCUACCCCAGGCAAUCUUUUGAGGUUGUGAAUGAGCAGGAACUUGAACCCAGGAAAUAGUCUUAUUGAGGCCAUUGCUCAAUGCAGCAAUUCUGUUGCUGCUUAAUGUAUACUGAUUAUUAGUGCUGCCCGUUGUGUGAUAUGCUGCUGUUUCCAAUUGCAUAAUUUGUUUUGCAACAGUUGGAUUUUUGUGCUUAUUUUUUGUUUUAUAUCUGUAAGCUGCUUUCCGCAACUUCUUAGUCAAGGGGGAAAGUGGGGAAUGCUUUUUAAAAAACAAGCAAUAAAAUACCCACUUUGCCAACCAAACACAGGUGGCGCUGUGGUCUAUACUGAGCCUCUUGGGCUUGCUGAUCAGAAGGUCGGAGGUUUGAAUUCCUGCGACAGGUUGAGCUCCCGUUGCUCUGUCCCAGCUCCUGCCAGCCUAGCUGUUCGGAAGCACACCAGUGCAAGUAGAUAAAUAGGUAUCCCUGUGGCAGGAAGGUAAACAGCAUUUCCAUGCGCUCUGGCUUCUGUCAGAGUGUUCUGUUGCACCAGUAGUGGUUUAGUCAUGCUGGCCACAUGACCUGGAAAACUGUCUGUGGACAAACGCCGGCUGCCUCAGCCUGAAAGCAAGAUGAGUGCCACAACCCCUUAGUCACCUUUGACUAGACUUAACCAUCCAGGGGUCCUUUACCUUUUUUUUACCUUGGUAUGUCACUAAUUUAAAGCAGGAAUGGAUCGUGCAUGGCUUGGGAUGCCGGGGGGCGGGAAUUCUGUUCAGGUUACAUUUAAAGGCAAACAAAGCAAAUCCAUUAAUUUAUUCACAGUGUUCCUACAUUACUUAAACACUGCUGUGUACUUGUUCCUCGGUUUCCACUCGCUGAGUUCAGUUGAGGAGAUAAGCCACAGAUUUUACAUUUAAAAAAAAAAAAGACUUCCCCAGGCAACGUGUCAGAAUUGCAGCGAGCUCUUGUUUGUGUGGCAAUGAUAGCUGGACUCAUUUGGCCUUGCAAUUAUCAGGUCAAAUUCAGGCUGUCUUUGCACUUGCCCGUUUCCCCUUGGCUUUUAUUGUGCCUGAUCGUGUGGAACUCAGCCACCCUCCUCUGUACAGAAGCAGCAUUUCUGACACUCCAGGCAAUGUAGUCAGUUGGACUGCUCUUCCCUAUUUAUCUGAAACUAAUUGAUAUGCAAAGCUGGUGCACAACUCCAAAAUGGAAUACGCACAAGCUUUACGAGAGUAAGAAAUACAUAACAAUUCACCAAUUUCUGGAAACAUCAGUUUCCUUCUUUCCUAUACCUGGAUAUUUGUUUGCAGUUUGGGAAAUCAUGUUCCGGAGCCACUGGAAAAUGUAUUGGCAGGUUAAUUGUAUUUCCUUCCCCCCCAAUUCAUCCUUUGGACAUUUUAGUUAUAUGGGGAAUGGUAGCUGACGUAGAAGUGAAAUAAGAGACUGCAAGGCUGCACCCCCAGGUUUUGUCCCACUUUUUGAAAAGAUGCUCUUCCACAUUGUAUUUUAAACUCCACAAGUUCAAAAAGCACGGUGGGGAUUUUGCAAGAAAAGCAGUUUAGGAUACUGCUGUGGAUUUUGCCAAUUGGGUUUUCUUUUAAGCUUCUCUUGUGCUAUUGGAGAGGGCACUGUUUGGGGACAGCUUUCGAUUGCAAGCUCUAUACUUGGGAAUUUAUUUUGAAAAUUGCAAGGAAGCAUAUUUUGACCAAACAUUGGGAUCUGGUGGAAGGUAGAAGAGACCAGCCUUGAGAGGACAUGUGCUCUUCUUUCGCUGGAGGUAUUUUAGCCAAGUUUGACCAAACUGCAGGAGGCAGUGGAAGACAGGAGUGCCUGGCGUGCUCUGGUCCAUGGGGUCACGAAGAGUCGGACACGACUAAACGACUAAACAACAACAACAACAAAUUUUAGCCAAGCUGUAAGGGAUGUUGGAGCUGCAUUGUGCUUUGCAUGACCCUUGCCAAGCAAUGUUAUUGAAGUUUCUAAAUGUCUUAAAUUAUUGUUAAUUUUUAUUAGCGAUAAUUUUUAUUGUUUUUAGCUUUUUGGUAAAUCGUGUGAGCUUUGUAAACUGCGCUCGAGCGACUUAUAAAUUUUUAUGAAAUAAAUAAGGAAGCAGGUGCCAAAAGUUAAGGAAGACAGGAGAGGACCAACCAUAGGCUGGCCUAGAAAUUGGCACUGAAGAAGGCUUCAAAGGCAGAUAGUAUCAAAUAAUGCAGGGGCAGAAAAUGAAUGGGGACCCUGUGAGAUGAAUGGGGCUGUGAAACAGAGAGGAGAGGAGGACAGGAGUGAGGACUGCGGUAGGAGAAGCUAGGAAAAGGGAGGCUGGGUUUGCUCUGCUUUCUAACCAUUUGACUCGGGUAUCCUUUGCUCUCUCAGGCUAUCUGAUGCACGAAUUCCAUAAAUUCUGGAUUGAGGAGGAUCCCCUGGACAUCAUGGAAUUCAACCGCGUGCGAGAGAAGUUCCACAAGCGCAUUCUCAAACAGCUCCAGAAUCCGAAUAUGGCCCUCUGCCCUCACUUCGCUGCCUCAGAAAGCCUGAUCAACCUGUAGCCGUGAAACUUGGUUUGGUUUUUUGAAAACACUGCCUCAUUCUUGUGUUAUGCCACCAUCCUAGAGAUAAAUCGCUAAUGUAUUGAAUGACCAUAGCGAUGGUAUGCAUGCUUCUUGGUGCAGUAUUCAUCUCUCUCGCCAGCUCUCUUUUUCCAGCCAGCUCCUCAUACUGCUUCUUCUGAGGGGGGUGGUUUUGUAAUAAAGUUGGGAGAGCUCAUAUUGUGGCAUUUUGCAGUGUUAAGACAUUAUGAAUUGAUGUCCUGUAUGAAGAAGUUUGGUUUCCCCCCCUGGUUUUUUUAGAUUUUCCCCACCACUCUCCUUGUGCCACCCCAUAAUUCAGCAUUUAAUUAAAAAGCAGCAUUUCUCUAGCUGUUGGGGGUGUUUUGUAUAUGUGGAAUAUUUGAGUUGAAAAUUUGUAUUUGUGGACUGCUUUUGUUCUAUGAUAGCUAAGAACGUUGGUUUUUUAAUUAAAAAACACACAUUAUGAUGCAGCUAAAGGGGAGUACUUUUAAAGGUCCCAUUCCCAGUGAAAUCAGCGAGGCUGAAAAGCACUUAACUUCAGCUGAAUUGUGUCCUGUUUUUGUACAAUAUUUAGAAGGCAGUGUAUGUGACUUGCACCUCAUGCCAACAUAGUACAUUGAAGAUGAAGACUUUUUCUCUCUCUCUCCAAGCAACCAUGCAUGUUUCAUGCAGUUUUUUAAAAAAUAAAGUUUAUGAUUAAAAUGUGGCAUACGCAGGACAUGGGAUGAAUUCUGGCAACCUGUGUGCUGAGCAAGUUUGAGAACACUGACCACAUUGUGAUAGCAAAGACCAAAAAAUAAAUAAAUACACCAAUUAUUACAUGAGUAUCCAAGAAGGGUUUGUUUUCUCACAAGUUUGCAUUAGCCUACAGUUCAGCCUGCUCCUGUUAUCAUGGCCAAAUUGAAAUAGCACUGCUUUGAAAACGCAGAGCUAAUAACAUGCAUUUCUAGGUGACAGAAUGUGACACAAAUUGAUCAUGUGUGUGCUUGAUUGCUUUAGGGGGGACCAAAACACACACACACACAAAUCUAUAUUUUCUUCAUUUUUGAAGUAUUGAAUUUUAGGCCGAGAGGAAUAAAUUAACAAAGAGGCAUCGAAGAAAACAAAGUAACUGGCGGUUAAGCAUUGGACAAAGCGACUUUUUUUAAAAAAAGCAAACAUUCACUUUCUGUACGGAACAUUCUCAUGUCAACCCUGUUGGAACAAUUAGCUAAUGUACAUAUGUAUACAACAGUGCUCAUGCGCACAUUUGGUUUGGGUGGGGAGCGGGGCCUGCAGAGGAGCAUUCCCUGUCGGAUUGUGACCAGCACCUCUGACACCAUGUGUAGCCUGUAUCAAAUCGUAUUUACCAUGGCACUUCAUACCCAUGGUAGCUUUUUACCUUCUGAAGUUUAGUAUUCCGGGUAGUUUGUGAAGUUGCUUGCCUAGCAAGAUUAAAUUUGAGGUAUUGCCUAAUUAUUUGUGGAUUAUAUGAAUAAAUUACAUCACUCCAAACAGGAA